Coregonus sp. 'balchen' is the source of this 46535-nucleotide messenger RNA. NCBI's taxonomy places the organism in Eukaryota, Metazoa, Chordata, Actinopteri, Salmoniformes, Salmonidae. The record is from the annotation of a GenBank genome assembly.
GAGGAGAUAGGAGAGAGCUGUAGUGGGAUGGAUAUUGAAUGGAGGUCAUGUAUAAUCCCUUACGGUAGCAUUUUAAUCCUUACAUCAUGAGAGUACACAGGACUGGCAAGCCUGAUCAAAGGUGAAGCACACUGUGUGGCUAAUGGCGUCUUAGCCGUGCAAAUGGUCAAGGUUUUAACUAUAGUGGCCUAGUGUAUUCAGUAACAUGCUUAUUGCACAUCACCUACAUUUUCAUUUACAUUUUAGUCAUUUAGCAGAUGCUCUUAUCCGGAGUGACAUACAGUAAGUGCAUUUAUCUUAAGUUAGCUAGGUAAGACAACUACAUAUCACAGUCGUAAUAAGUACAUUUUUCCUCAAUAGAGAAGUUAUCAGCAAAGUCAGUGCUGAUAUGAACAACACACUAUCUACCUAUUAUCAUUCUUAGUUACAGUUUCUGACUCGUUAAUGUCCUGAACACCAUUGAGUAUCUAUAGCUAAUCAGUGGAAGGCUGUGCAAUGCCUGAUUAUACGUUAUUGUUGCAAGGAAAUUCUGCCACUUACAGGCCUGACAUUUUUCUUGGCUUAGUUAGCUAGUUCAUAUUUACUUCACUGUGCUGCGUUACUGCCAAGGCUUUGUUAUCGGGCUUUAUUUUGAGAGGUGUUGUCAUCUGAGAGAGGAGCAAACGAUUCUUUUUUUCUUCACAUUUCAGUUUUUUCAUCAUUAAUGAUUGCUUAUUGAUACCCUUGUGUGUGUAAAAUAUGACUGUUCUCAGAUUUGUUAUUCAUAGACUUUAUUUGUAUGAAAAGUAGUUUUUUUUGCAAAAUGCUAUAUAUCCAUUGUUUAGCUGAAAUGGAAUGUUCGUAUCCUGUAUAUUUGACUGUGAUAUGUGGUUGUCUCACCUAGCUAUCUUAAGAUAAAUGCACUUACUGUAUGUCACUCCGGAUAAGAGCAUCCGCUAAAUGAUUAAAAUGUCAAAUGUAAAUGUUUUACAUACAGAUCUCAUAUUACUGUAUUGAAUUAUGCAAAUAAAAAUAAAAAUAUAUACAGUAUAUUGAUGUCACAAAUGUAUCAUUGGAAUAUUUCUUUAUAAAUGUAGUUAUUUGUUACAUUUGACUGUGUAAAACCUAGCAGUACUACUUAUUUCUCUGUAAAAUAAAAGCUAAUUUACCAACAUUUCUGAAAAUGGAUAUAUAGCGUUUUGGAAUCAAACUCUUCAAAUAUUUCUGAACCAAAUGAAUGCAUUGCUGUGAGGAACUAUCAAAAAGUGGCUAUUUGGCCAACCUGAAUAAAUGAAUAUAUAUCAUGAAUAGUUUUUGACAGUGAUGUUGGUCCUCUUCUCUAACUCUCCUCUGCUUCCUGUCUCUUUGUGCUCAUGCAGCCUCCUGAGCCUAGGACACAGCAGGCAUGGCGGAGGGAUCCAGAGACCUGGGACAACAGGGUGUGGGGAUAACAGAUCCUGAGGAAGACUCUCCCAACAUGAUAGUUUACAGAAAGGUACUUGUUUCUCUGACAGCCCAUAUAACAUGGUAUAGGACAAUUUUAUAAUUUACAAGAAGGUACGGACUAUAAGUAAGCACCCAAUGUAGUUAUCCAUUGGAAGACAUGGAGCAAUAUCAUUUGCCUGUUUCUGAUGCAGAUUGGUACAGUAAUUAAUCUCACAGUGGUUCCUGACACCACUCUCCAAAUGUCUAUAACAGUUACAUCUCAAUGUCUGAGCCAUAUGAAUAUGACAGGAAGAGGCACACCCACUGGCAGGUAAUGGAACAUGUUCUAAUCCCUCUCUCUGUGGGUUUAGAACUCAGUGGGUUUAGAGACAGCCGCUGAUGGGACCCACACUGGCCACAGUACACUUCCUCUGGCAGCCUGGCAGACUGUCUGCACUCUGCAGCCCUCUGAAGUUUUAAUAAGCUCUCUAUCAGUGUGGGUUUGUGGGAGAAAAAGUCCUUUAUGUGUCAAGGGUAAUUACACAAUCUCUAUGGCACUUGAGUCUCAAUGCCUGUCAUUUGAUUGGAGAUGAGAGAAGAGAAGAGGGUGAGUGGCACCAUGGGUAAUGAUGUAGUGUGGGACUCACAGGAAGUGGCUGCUCCUCCAGGGUUGGGCUUGUUUGCUCUCUCUGGAGCCGCUCAUAAAGAGCUUUUUAUUGUCACUCUCAGCUCUGCAGCUCGCUUGGCACAGGCAAGCCCAUUCAAAAACCUGCUUUUGAUCACCCUAAACAGAUCUCCCAACUAGUCCCAAUGUGCUGAUGAUGGCAAAACUAAAGCAAAGAGUUGACAGAUUCAGUCCCAAUUCCAUUCUGUUAUUUUUGUCAUUUUUGCUAAUGACUAUUUAAUGGUGAGGAGAGAAAAACAAAUUAUUUGAUAAAAUAAAUGGAGUCAAUGGAGGAUGGAUGAUGACAUAGUUCAGGAAAACAUUUUUCACUGAUUGCCUGUCUGAAAAUGAGCAUGAUUAUAAUGAUAAUGAAGAGUUGAAAUGAUCCUGUACCUUGUUCCGUGCUGAAAUACGGUUCCUAGAAUGACCACUUAACCCUCAAGCCUCCACUUGAAUGAGCAGUAAGAACAUUAGCAGGCUUAAUGUGGUUUAAUGUGGUCACAUGCCGUACAGAGAUGUUGGACAGUAGCUCUACAUGUCAGACACGACACAAUCAAACGAAGAUUGAAGCAAAUGGAGACAUCUUUAGCUCCUAGAGUACGACUUCUACAGAUGUAGGAUCUUAAUUUGAUAGCUUUCCUACAAUACAGGACAUAUCUUGUAGUGUAUUUGAGGUUUUAAAAAGACUUCUGAAGUUUGUAGAGUUUAAGACUUGAUUUUACCUUAAUAAAAAGGUAUCAAACCCUACAAAUUAUAAUUAUAAUCUACAUAAUUCACAUUUCCUGUUGCUGUAGGCUUAUUAUCCUGCUGUAGCAAACUAGCUCAUAUUAAGAUCCUACAUCUGUAGCUGUCUUUUUUUAUUUUUUUUUAUUUCACCUUUAUUUAACCAGGUAGGCCAGUUGAGAACAAGUUCUCAUUUACAACUGCGACCUGGCCAAGAUAAAGCAAAUCAGUGCAAUAAAAACAACAACAGCACAGAGUUACAUAUGGGAUAAACAAAAACGUACAGUCAAUAACACAAUAGAAAAAUACAAAAAUCUAUAUACAGUGUGUGCAAAUUUAGUAAGUUAUGGAGGUAAGGCAAUAAAUAGGCCAUAGUGCAAAAUAAUUACAAUUUAGAAUUAACACUGGAGUGAUAGAUGUGCAGAAGAUGAUGUGCAAAUAGAGAUACUGGGGUGCAAAUUAGUGAUCGGUGAGCUGUUCUGACAACUGAUGCUUAAAGUUAGUGAGGGAGAUAAGAGUCUCCAGCUUCAGAGAUUUUUGCAGUUCGUUCCAGUCAUUGGCAGCAGAGAACUGGAAGGAAUGGCGGCCAAAGGAGGUGUUGGCUUUGGGGAUGACCAGUGAGCAGUGGCGGCUCCUGAAAAAAUUCUCAGGGGGGGCAAUUUUUCUGAUGAUUUAGGUGACCUACACACAUUUAAAAAAAGAUAUGUCCAGCAACAACAUGAAGACAGGGGCAGCAUAUAAGUCAAUACCAGAAGCAUUUAUUGACUGAUCUCAAAAGUGUUGGCUUACCAGGGUUGGUGGAGCCCUCAGUUUCAUCUUUGCCUCGCAAAGCUAACUCAAACACUCCGCAAAACUUCACACACUGGAUUAGCCGGCUGAGGAUGUGGCGGUUCUUGCUAAUGUCGUAGUAAAUAUAUUUGUUAUAGUGAAUAUGGAAUAUGAUAUGUUGAGUAAAAUGUUGUGCUAAGAUCUAUUUAGGUCAGGAGCUGGUUAUAAGUUCUGUUCCUAUCCAAUAACAAUGGACAAAAGGGUCCUAUCUUGUCAGCCUUGUCAGUUUCAGUUCUCCAGUAAACUUGUGAUUAUCAACACUAACCUCAUCGUUGUGGCGGCGGACAGCUAGCCUGUAUCCCUCAUCCAGUUGAGUGGGAAUGUUCACUCUCCCCAAAGCAGACCAUCUCAAACAGCUAUCCAUGUGGGUCUUUGACAGCUCAUGUUUCUUAAUCUUUCCUGAAAGAUGGUGCAUGUCCGUUACACACCAGUCGCUGUCCAAGCGGUGCUGUCUGCCGUGCCGCCUUCAGGGUGAAAGAGUAAGCAGGGGGUAGCAGAAGACUGCAUUAGCUACAUCGCAGCCUGCUAGCCAGGUUUUUCGUUCGUACCAAUUUUUGGAAAAUCCUCGGGUGUAGGACUUCCCCCCUUUAGUAGAAACCUGUUGAAUUAUUAAAUUUGGUCUGGGAGGUCCUAAUUGUUUCGUUGCCAAUUUAUCUUCAUUUGUUCGCCGACAAAAAGGAACUUCUUUCAAAGACACAAUCGAGUUGCACUGAAGCCUAGCCAUUUUGAUAGUAGUAGUGAAUUGAUUGACGCUGCUACCCCGCUCUUUUCUUAGUUACGUUCAUGGUUAUGUUACGUAUGACGAAAGCGCGUAAGUGCAAGCCCUCAGAAACCCAUAGAGAUUGUAUUGAAAGCUCUGAUAUUUGAAAAAAAUAGAUUGUUACAUGGGAGUCUAUGACAGACUUCUGGGCGAUUUUCAACCUGACUGAAAUCGCCCCAAAAGGGGGGGGGGGGCCAUUUGAAGCACGACUUUAGCCUGAUUGGACAUUUAGUGGCACUGUGGCAGAUCAGACGUCUAGAUUACAACACUGAUAACUACUGUUGCCGUGAUAUAAUUGAUUAGAAAAAAAAUCCCUUCCUUUUCCCGUUUGGCAGUGCGUCGCCCAUAUCGCCCUAUUGAACACACCGCCCCUGCCAGUGAGAUAUACCUGCUGGAGCGCAUACUACAGGUGGGUGUUGCUAUGGUGACCAAUGAGCUAAAAUAAGGCGGGGAUUUACCUAGCAGUGAUUUAUAGAUGACCUGGAGCCAGUGGGUUUGGCGACGAAUAUGUAGUGAGGGCCAGCCAAUGAGAGCGUACAGGUCACAAUGGUGGGUAGUAUAUGGGGCUUUGGUGACAAAACGGAUGGCACUGUGAUAGACUACAUCCAAUUUGCUGAGUAGAGUGUUGGAGGCUAUUUUGUAAAUGACAUUGCCGAAGUCAAGGAUCAGUAGGAUAGUCAGUUUUACGAGGGCAUGCUUGGCAGCAUUAGUGAAGGAGGCUUUGUUGCGAAAUAAGAAGCCGAUUCUAGAUUUAACUUUGGAUUGGAGAUGCUUAAUGUGAGUCUGGAAGGAGAGUUUACGGUCUAACCAGACACCUGGGUAUUUGUAGUUGUCCACAUAUUCUAAGUCAGACCCGCCGAAAGUAGUGAUUCUAGUCGGGCAGGCGGGUGCAAGCAGCGUUCGAUUGAAGAGCAUGCAUUUAGUUUUACUAGCGUUUAAGAGCAAUUGGAGGCUACGGAAGGAGUGUUGUAUGGCAUUGAAGCUCGUUUGGAGGUUUUUAACACAGUCUGACACACUUCACUCUCAUAAAUAUUCACCCUCCAUAGAUUGCAGAUGACUUUUUGGCUGAUUAUUCCUGGCUGAUGUACUCUGACUCUGACACUAAAUUGCUGCCUGGCCUGAGGGCUGCCAAUGCUUCCCAAUGAGGGCCUCGGUAAUCACAUGUUUGUAUGAAUGUAUUUUUCAUUCUCCUUAUUCAGCUCCCUUUGAGCUGCAGGCAUUCUGCUCUGAUGACAGCUGUCCUAUUGCCUACUGAUGCUAUAGAAAUGGACUGUGUGUUUACAUGGAGAUGCUUUUGAAUGUUUUAUUCAAUGUUGUUUUUCCAGAAUCGUACAUGUUUUAUAAGGGGCUGUCAUGUUGCGGAAAAGCGCCCGGGCUAUGCCAUUGAUUAUAUGUUACAGUGGACACUGUAAACGUUUUAAAACGUAAUUCCUCUAUCAAUUCUACGUCUUGAAGCAUUAUGUUCUGACAGGUAGCUUAUGCUACACAAGUCCUGCUGCUUUUGUUGAACAGGGAACUGCCUGCAGGAAUGUUCAUAUUUUAAUCACCAACAACGACAACCACAGUAGUCAGAUGAUUAUUGUGGAUUAGCAGAUUUACAGGGAUAUUACUUACAGUGCCUUCAAAAAGUAUUCACACCCCUUGAUUUUUUCCACAUUUGUUGUGUUACUGCCUAAAUUUAAAGUGGAUUAAAAUUAGGGUUUUUGUCACAGGUCUACACACAAUACCCCAUAAUGUCAAAGUGGAAUUAUGUUUUUCUAUAUUUUUCUUUUUACAAAUUAAUUAAAAAUGAAAAGCUGAAAUGUCUUGAGUCAAUAAGUAUUCAACCCCUUUGUUAUGGCAAGCCUAAAUAAGUUCAGGAGUAAGAAUUUGCUGAACAAGUCACAUAAUAAGUUGCAUGGACUUGAAUAUCCCUUUGAGCAUGGUAAAGUUAUUAAUUACACUUUGGAUGGUGUAUCAAUACACCCAGUCACUACAAAGAUACAGGCGUCCUUCCUAACUCAGUUGCCGGAGAGGAAGGAAACCGUUCAGGGAUUUCACCAUGAGGCCAAUGGUGACUUUAAAACAGUUACAGAGUUUAAUGUCAGCUAUAGGAGAAAACUGAGGAUGGAUCAACAACAUUGUAGUUACUCCACAAUACUAACCUAAUUGACGGAGUGAAAAGAAGGAAGCCUGUACAGAAUAGAAAUAUUCCAAAACAUGCAUCCUGUUUGCAACAAGGCACUAAAGUAAUACUGCAAAAAGAAUUGGCAAAGCUAUUUUUGUCCUGAAAACAAAGUGUUAUGUUUGGGGCAAAUCCAAUACAACACAUUACUGAGUACCACUCUCCAUAUUUUUAAUAAUAGUGGUGGCUGCAUCAUGUUAUGGGUAUGCUUGUAAUUGUUAUGCUUGUAAUUGGAAUUGGAAUGGAGCUAAGCACAGGCAAAAUCCUAGAGGAAAACCUGGAUAAGUCUGCUUUCCACCAGACACUGGGAGAAUAAUUCACUUUUCAGCAGGACAAUAACCUAAAACACAAGGCCAAAUAUACACUGGAGUUGCUUACCAAGGCUGAGUUACAGUUUUGACUUAAAUCUGCUUGAAAAUCUAUGGCAAGACCUGAAAAUGGUUGUCUAGCAAUGAUCAACAACCAAUUUGACAGAGCUUGAAGAAUUCUGAAAAUAAUAAUGGGCAAGUGUUGCACCAUCCAGGUGUGGAAAGCACUUAUAGACUUACCCAGAAAGAUUGCCAAAGGUGAUUAAACAUUGACUCAUGGGGUUGAAUACUUAUCUAAUCAAGAUAUGUUCAUCUUUUAUUUUUCAUAUAUACUACCAGUCAAAGGUUUGGACUCAUUAAAGGGUUUUUCUUUAUUUUUACUAUUUUUUACAUUGUAGAAUAAUAGUGAAGACAUCAAAACUAUGAAAUAACACAUGGAAUCAUGUAGUAACCAAAAAAGUGUUAAACAAAUCAAAAUAUAUUUUAUAUUUGAGAUUCUUCAAAUAGCCACCCUUUGCCUUGAUGACAGAUUUGCACACUCUUGGCAUUCUCUCAACCAGCUUCGUGAGAUAGUCACCUGGAAUGCAUUUCAAUUAACAGGUGUGCCUUCUUAAAAGUUAAUAUGUGGAAUUUAUUUCCUUCUUAAUGCGUUUCAGCCAAUCAGUUGUGUUGUGACAAGGUAGGGGGGGGUAUAGAGAAGAUAGCCCUAUUUGGUAAAAGACCAAGUCCAUAUUAUGGCAAGAACAGCUCAAAUAAGCAAAGAGAAAUGACAGUCCAUCAUUACUUUAAGACAUGAAGGUCAGUCAAUACGGAACAUUUCAAGAACUUUGAAUGUUUCUUCAAGUGCAGUCAGAAAAACCAUCAAGCGCUAUGAUGAAACUGGCUGUCAUGAGGACCGCCACAGGAAUGGAAGACCCAGAGUUACCUCUGCUGCAGAGGAUAAGUUCAUUACAGUUACCAGCCUCAGAAAUUGCAGCUCAAAUAAAUGCUUCACAGAGUUCAAGUCACAGACACAUCUCAACAUCAACUGUUCAGAGGGGACUGUGUGAAUCAGGCCUUCAUGGUCGAAUUGCUGCAAAGAAACCACUACUAAAGGUCACCAACAAGAAGAAGAGACCUGCUUGGGCCAAGAAACACAAACUAUGGACAUUAGACCAGUGGAAAUGUGUUCUUUGGUCUGGAGUCCAAAUUGGAGAUUUUUAAUUCCAACCACCGUGUCUUUGUGAGACACAGUGUGGGUGAACGGAUGAUCUCCGCAUGUGUAUUUCCCACCGUAAAGCAUGGAGGAGGAGCUGUUAUGGUGUGGGGGUGCUUUGCUGGUGACACUGUCUGUGAUUUAUUUAGAACUCAAGGCACACUUAACCAGCAUGGCUACCACAGCAUUCUGCAGCGACACGCCAUCCCAUCUGGUUUGGGCUUAGUGGGACUAUGAUUUGUUUUUCAACAGGACAAUGACCCAACACACCUCCAGGCUGUGUAAGGGCUAUUUUACCAAGAAGGAGAGUGAUGGAGUGCUGCAUCAGAUGACCUGGCCUCCACAAUCCCCUGACCUCAACCCAAUUGAGAUGGUUUGGGAUGAGUCGGACUGCAGAGUGAAGGAAAAGCAGCGAACAAGUGCUCAGCAUAUGUGGGAACUCCUUCAAGACUGUUGGAAAAGCAUUCCAGGUGAAGCUGGUUGAGAGAAUGCCAAGAGUGUGCAAAGCUGUCAUAAUGGCAAAGGUUGGCUAUUUGAAGAAUCUCAUAUAUAAAUAUAUUUUGAUUUGUUUAACACUUUGUUUACUACAUGAUUCCAUAUGUGUUAUUUUAUAGUUUUGAUGUCUUCACUAUUAUUCUACAAUGUAAAGAAUAGUAAAAAUAAAGAAAAACCCAGGAAUGAGUAGGUGUGUCCAAUCUUUUGACUGGUACUGUAUAUAUAUUAUUUUUUUACAAAUAUUAGAAUUGUUCUUCCACUUUGGCAUUACAGAGUAUUUUGUAUAGAUUGUUGACAAAAAGUAGACAAUUAAAUCAACUUUAAUCCCACCACAAAUGUGGAAAAAGUCAAGGGGUGUGAACACUUUCUGAAUGCACUGUACAGUAUAUAGGGGAGAGUGGGGUAAAUUGAGCCAAAUGAUUAGUUGAGCCACCCCUUGUUUCUAGGAAACCAUACACAAAAUUAAUAAUGGAGUCUGUAUGGAGAGCAUGGCGCUUGCAACGCCAGGGUUGUGGGUUCGAUUCCCACGGGGUGUCAUGUUCGUUAGUAAAGGAUUGGACCAAGGUGCAGCGUGAUAUGCGUACAUAGUCGUUUAAUUAUAAUAAUAAACACUUGACAAAAUAACAACGCAACUGAACAUGAAGUUCAAAAGGCUAAACAUCCAACAAACCAAACAGAAACAAGAUCCCACAACAUAGGUAGGCAGAAUGGCUACCUAAGUAUGAUCCCCAAUCAGAGACAACGAUCGACAGCUGCCUCUGAUUGGGAACCACACCCGGCCAACAUAGAUAUAUAUAACAUAGAUAAUCACACCCUGACCAAACCAACUAGAGAACUCUAUGUCAGGGCGUGACACGGGGGGCCAGUAUGAAAAAAUAAAAAAUAAAAAUGUAUGCACUCACUAACUGAUAAGAGCGUCUGCUAAAUGACUAAAAUGUAAAAUGUAAAAUGAGUCUGUGAAGGAAGAAACACAUGGAAAAAGUGGUAAACAAGUUAGGUCUCAAAAACAGAUUUUCACCAAGUCAAAUUAAUUUAUUGUGUUGUAGGUUUCAAGAUACUUGUAUCUAAACCAAAGUAGAUCGUUUUAAGACUGUUCUUUUUACAUCAGUUGGGGUCUCUAAAAGCUACAAUAUGAGUUCCCAAACCUAGAAUGUAAGUGUAUCCUUGUAGCUGUGUGGGCUAAUAUAGUCAAAAUGUUUGUUUUCUGGUAAGUUGAGCCAAUGGCCAUCAUACCCCAUACAAAUGAUGAUUACAUUUAGUCAGUUCUAUGCAUAAUAUGCAUCGUAUUUUUGCAAUGUGUCAUGCAUAUGAUGAACUCAAGUGCAUUUUUAUUGUUACAGAGCAGGCAUCAUACAAACAUAAAACAAGCAGGGGUCUAGUCCCCCUUGAGGUUUUUGAGAGAGCAGCCAAGGAAGUGAGAGAAGGGAAGUCCAUUCAAGCAGCAGCAAGGGAUGAAAAAAUAUAAUGAUUGACACUGAAGAAGUACAUUGACAAAAAAGAAAUGUAACCGUGUGAAAGCGAAGCUAUGAUAGAGUAUCAGAGGCACACAAGGUCUUAUCUGAUGACAUGGAGUUUGAGCUGCUAAAGAUAUCAAGAAUAUCAUGGAGCAGACAGACAGACAGACAUACAUGAGUGAUUUGGUUGAAUCAAAGAGACCUUACAAGAUCUCUGAAUUUCUGUGUUUCUGAUGGUGGUACAACACCUUGGACUCCCUCUAUCACUGAUUAUCUGUAUGUCCAAUGCUUUAUAUCUCUAAUUCCUUUGUAUCUUUGAUUCUCUGUGUGUGUGAUGCUGGGUAUGUGAUGUGUGAUGCAGUGUUGAGGUUGAGGUGGUGGAGUACUCUAGCCCAGCUGCUCUGCAUUUUAAUGGCCCUCUGGGCCAGCAGCCUGGCAUAGAGCUGAGGGAGGACCAGAUGGCCAUCAAUAUGCUCUGCUGCCGUCGUCCCUUAGGCUUGGUCACACGUCAGCCGUAAAGAAAUGCAUUAUCCUAAUGCAAAGAACAAUGACCAGUCACAGUAUAACCCACUGAUGGUACUGUAUCAAAACAUCAUUCAGAGUUUUCACCCGUCUCUGUAGCUGUGAAGCUGUAGUCGGUAGGACUAUGUAUUGACUUCAGGGCCAUAUCUAAGACUAUCUUUUGUUGAGAGCGAAUUGUAAUAAUAUUAACCUGGAUGUGCAGUUAGACAAAACUGACUGUGAUGAAUUUGCCCAUUACAGAAAGCCUGACUACACAGAAAGUGGAGAAAGCCUAGCCUGUAUAGUCUUGGCAGUGCUGUAUUGUAUCUUGUUCAAUGUAAUUUUCUCUCAGGGAGGAAUUGUUGAAGCAAAACAAUAACUGUGGCACACCUUAUUGUCACAUUACCUUUGUGAGAGAGCUCAAUAUGUAAUGCAUGCACACACACACGGACACACGUACACACACACACACCUGUCCUGCUUAAUGGCCCCUACCUGUUGUGUGUGUUUUGUCUUGCUCUGUCUGGCAUGUUUAAGGCAGUACAUGGAGGACAGAUUAAUGCAAGUGGCGGGAGCUGUGUGAAACCAGCCUGUGACGAGGAUCUCUGCUGUGCUGGAAAAUGCAAUUAUUAAUAGACUAUUAAUAGACAAGUUAGAUCUCCAGUCCCCAGGACAAAUGUGUCUCCCCCUCUGCUCUGACUCUGGGUUCUUCUCUGUGGCGGUGGCUUGCUGUAUACACAGCUAUUGUUGUCCAGGGACUCAUGGGAUGCUUUCUCUCUCUGCCUAAGGAGAAUCAUGUGUUGGUUCUGUGUUUCAUCUCUGUUUGUAUUCAAGUCUUUAAAUGUUUGAUUUGGAUGUUGUUAUGCACCCCAUUUGUACCUGAAGCAUGAGUGUAUAGCUGUGCUCUGCAUGGUCUUAUCAACCUCCAAUCCAGAUGUUUUUUGAACAAUCAUUAGUGUGUAAAUAUUGAUCGUGAGGGACUAACACAGAAAUGAGUCCUGCCGAGGCCUAGUUGAUGAGUCAAUUCAGCACCCUGCCUAAAGUUAGUGUUUCAACACAACACAUAGCCUACUGUGUGUACUUUUUAAAGGUGCACUAUUCAGAAAUCGCUCCGCCAUUUCCUGGUUGCUAAAAUUCUAAUAGUUCACCUAAUUUCAGUUUAUGUGACAAAACAAGCAAGUAUAGUGUAGAGAAUCAUUGUAACAUCUAAACCGCUGUGAAAUAUAUUUUCCAUUUCCAAAAAUAUUGUAUUGUCAGCUGUUUGAAGUUGGUGUACAAAACCGAAAGUAAAAAGACACAAAAACUAAACCUAAGAACGGAAAGUGUAGAAAUAGCGCAUAUAGAACAUAUAUACCGCUUCUUAGACUUGCUUUCAAUGAGAUCUAUAACUCACAUUUCUAUGUGAAUUUGGUCGGGUUGCCCAAAAAGUUACAUAUUGUAGCUUUAAAUGUGAGCGCUCUUUUGCUUGGUGGAUGGACUAGGGUGAGAAGAUUUAAAUGUAAUGUAUACUCCAACUGAUAUUAGUCUCAGUCAAGUGAUGCUACUGAUAUAUUAACCAGCUGUUAUGUUUUACCAGCCCUCUGAGACCUAAAGGUCAUUACAGUUCAAUGCACAUGGGAAUACAUGUUUUACAACAUAUUACACAGCAGAAUGAAUGGCUCGAAUCAUGGAAUCGGCUAGUAUACUGUCUACUGUCUCUCUCUCUCACUCUCUCUCAUUGCCUUCCCUCAUCUCCACCCCUCUGUCCAACCUUAAUAAUUGAAGCUAAUUUCAAGCAUUCCAUCUUUAGAGAAAUAUUGAGUCCAUGGGGACUUCAUUCCUCACCUUUAUUUUAUUCAUGUGGAACACAUUUAUUCUCAUCGGCUGGUAUUUCUAUCCCUAUCUAUUCAAUCUAAUGUGGAGAGAUUGGGAAGAAAAUAAUAAAUUGUGAUAUUUUAGUUUCUAGUGUCCUCAAAAGUUGGAUUUUCAAUUAAAUAGAACUGAGCUUGCAUACUGUACAGUCGUGGUCAAAAGUUUUGAGAAUGACACAAAUAUUAAUUUUCACAAAGUCUGCUGCCUCAGUUUUUAUGAUGGCAAUUUGCAUAUACUCCAGAAUGUUAUGAAGAGUGAUCAGAUGAAUUGCAAUUAAUUGCAAAGUCCCUCUUUGCCAUGAAAAUGAACUUAAUCCCAAAAAAACAUUUCCACUGCAUUUCAGCCCUGCCACAAAAGGAUCAGCUGCCAUCAUGUCAGUGAUUCUCUCGUUAACACAAGUGAGAGUGUUGACGAGGACAAGGCUGGAGAUCACUAUAUCAUGCUAAUUGAGUUAGAAUAACAGACUUGAAGCUUUAAAAGGAGGGUGGUGCUUGAAAUCAUUGUUCUUCCUCUGUUAACCAUGGUUACCUGCAAGGAAACACGUGCCGUCAUCAUUGCUUUGCGCAAAAAGGGUUUCACAGGCAAGGAUAUUACUGCUAGUAAGAUUGCACCUAAAUCAACCAUUUAUCGGAUCAUCAAGAACUUCAAGGAGAGAGGUUCAAUUGUUGUGAAGAAGGCUUCAGGGCGCCCAAGAAAGUCCAGCAAGCGCCAGGACCGUCUCCUAAAGUUGAUUCGGCUGCGGGAUUGGGGCACCACCAGUGCAGAGCUUGCUCAGGAAUGGCAGCAGGCAGGUGUGAGUGCAUCAGCACGCACAGUGAGGUGAAGACUUUUGGAGGAUGGCCUGGUGUCAAGAAGGACAGCGAGGAAGCCACUUCUCUCCAGGAAAAACAUCAGGGACAGACUGAUAUUCUGCAAAAGGUACAGGGAUUGGACUGCUGAGGACUGGGGUAAAGUCAUUUUCUCUGAUGAAUCCCCUUUCCGAUUGUUUGGGGCAUCCGGAAGAAAGCUUGUCUGGAGAAGACAAGGUGAGCGCUACCAUCAUUCCUGUGUCAUGCCAACAGUAAAGCAUCCUGAGACCAUUCAUGUGUGGGGUUGCUUCUCAGCCAAGGUGCACUCACAAUUUUGCGUAAGAACACAGCCAUGAAUAAAGAAUGGUACCAACACAUCCUCCGAGAGCAACUUCUCCCAUCCAUCCAAGAACAGUUUGGUGACGAACAAUGCCUUUUCCAGCAUGAUGGAACACCUUGCCAUGAGGCAAAAGUGAUAACUAAGUGGCUCAGGGAACAAAACAUCGACAUUUUGGGUCCAUGGCCAGGAAACUCCCCAGACCUUAAUCCCAUUGAGAACUUGUGGUCAAUCCUCAAGAGGAGGGUGGACAAACAAAAACCCACAAAUUCUGACAAACUCCAAGCAUUGAUUAUGCAAGAAUGGGCUGCCAUCAGUCAGGAUGUGGUCCAGAAGUUAAUUGACAGCAUGCCAGGGCACAUUGCAGAGGUCUUGAAAAAGAAGGGUCAACGCUGCAAAUAUUGACUCUUUGCAUAAACUGAAUGUAUUUGUCAAUAAAAGCCUUUGACACUUAUGGAAUGCUUGUAAUUAUACGUCAGUAUACCAUAGUAACAUCUGACAAAAAUAUCUAAAAACACUGAAGCAGCAAACUUUGUGAAGACCAAUACUUGUGUCAUUCUCAAAACUUUUGACCACGACUGUAUGCAGUCAAUCAGGGAAUGACCGGAAAGUACACAUUUUUAUACAGCAGCUUGUGUCAAACAUACUGUAUUACCCAUCACUCUCUCCGUGAUGUGAUGUAUCCAAUACACCCUCAGCGACAGCUUAUACCCAUAGAUGAACAGGAGACGUUAUAGAGUAGCCCUCACCUUACCCCCCACCCCACGCCCAUUAUCUCACCACAGGAAGGACUUGGCUCAGUUUGGGAUUAUUUAUUUGUUACCCCCAGCUGUGAGUGAGAGAGGGCCAGAGACACAGGCAGGCAUGAUCUACACUGGAGCAGGUCUGAGGAUGGAAGACUGCCUGCCUGCACUGACCAUGAAUCACUCUCCACUCACCCUUAAGUGCCUCUGGGAUAGGGGAGGAUAGUGGAGGAUAUCUUAGUACUUCAUAAGACUCUCCCCAUCAUAGGUGUCCACUGGCUCCUCUUCACUGUUCCUGUAUUCACUUUAGAUAACACGAUGCAAAUGGACACACUGGUUGUCAACUGUACUGCUGGGUAUGAGGCAUACCGCUACUUUAUCAAGCAUGAAUGGUUUUACAAGCGUGUAGACUGGUGCCAAGGCAGGCCUAUCAGAAUUGCUGGUAUGGUGUCACUCAUACGAUUGAUUGCACUAAAGCUUGUGUAUUGAGGCCAGGCUGGGUCUCUAAGCUCUCUGCAUAUUUCAGUUGUGAUACUGUUGUAUUAUAAAGGCCAAACUACACAAACUGUAGCUAACUCAAACUGUCACACAACACUACACUAACGCUCCCUCUCUUCAGUCUGUAAUGGUUUUUCUGAGAAUAAUUUUACCCAUCCAAAUUGUAAUUAUGUAGAUAGCCAAAAACAAAACCUGGAGGUUUGCUAAAACAAAAUUGUUAUUGGAUCAUUUACAGUAUGUACUUCGUUAAAAGGAUUAUUCACCACUCGAUAGUGAAAGCGCUGAGAAGAAAUGAAGGGCUUUUCUCCAGCUAGCUAGGGGAAAUCUUCUCAGUGUGGAUCCUCUCUCUGCUCUGUACUGGUACUCCCAGUCAACUGCAGUCAAAAGGAGCACAUUCAAUAAUGCAGGAGAUGUUUAUCGUGCUCAUUAGGGCCGAUGUGUGGGGUUCCAUAUGUACUUAUGGUGAUGCAGGGUUCUCCGCAGGCAGGGCACCGCUGGGAGGUUGGGGGGGGGGGGAAAUCAGGCGCCACGCUGCCCCAACUUCUGCAUGCCCCACAACCCACCUGGGUCACACUUCACCCACCGCAGGCGGCAAUACAGCUUGGAACUCCAGAGUAGGGUAAAUGGAACAUGUCUUAAAUACCAUCUUACAGUAGAUAUCCCCAGCAACUGGGUGUGCAGAACAGUGAUGACAACCUCCACCUCAUAGGGAUAGAGUUGAAGAUGAUUUGUCUUUUAAUCAUAUUAAAAUCAGUUGAAAUGUGAUCAAAUCAAUGAUCAGGUGGGCUCUGAAAUCUUUGAUUUGAAAUCCCUGUCCUUUAGUGUGUGUUGUGUAAACAGAACAGCUGAUCUCCUCAUUUCUCCAUGGCCUGCCUGGGUGAAAGGACCGAAUCCUCCCUGGUCUGACAGUGGGACGUCUGACAGUUAGGCAUGUAAUUGGCAGGCCUCUCUGUGGGCCUGUGGUGCUGUUGACACACUGAAUUAAGCGCUGGACUGGAGAGUUUCACCGUCCAUUAGAUCAGGGUUUCGGUCCUGGGGCCCCACCCUGGGUGCAGGUUUUGGUUUUUGCCCUAGCAAAAACCUGGUGCGCCCAGGACUGAGUUUGGGAAACCCUGCACUAGAUCACCAAGUCUGUGGCUAUUUUACCUUCUCUCAGGGAAGUAGAGCAACGUGAGGAUCAGUGGACCUGCCACAGUCAAACUUAUUCUACUCUAUUCUGCCCGUCAAUAUUUGGCUCUUCUAAUGGAGCCUCUCUGUUGGUCUGUUCCAGCUUCAAAUGCAGCACCGACUUCAAUAUAGACACAUUCAAACCUCUGGAGGUUGUGGUCUAAACAACAGUGUUUUUGUUAAAUGCUCCAGCAGAUUUUCACACUGUAUGCUGUUUCUGUGUUGUGCUCGUAGCCAGUGAUGCCUGGGCCUGCAGGCUACACAUGUUGUCUCCUCAGAGGAAAGCCAUAGGGAAGUGGGGCUUGAGGAAGAAUGUGAGUUCACAGAUAAACAACGGGAGAAUAUAGUCACACAUUUAAUGUUGGGUCAAGCAUGACAGUGGAUGGCUGCUUUUUACAUCUGACAGUAAGACAGUGUAGGCCUAGUGUUCAAAAUGAAUAUUGCUGUGUUUCACUAGUGUCACAGAAUAACGUUGUGGAAAUAUUCUGUUGAUCAUGUAAAACUCUUUCAGCAACUUAACAUAUCACCAUCUGGUCUCCUUUUCUGUCUGUUUUGAUGACAAUCUGAUGCAUGCAGAUGAGUUUUCCUCAAAAUAGUAUUUGAAUCAUCUCCAUGUAGCAUAUAGAACAGGUCAGAAUAGGAUUUGGCUGUAAGGUAAUGAUGGACUAUGGUGUUCCUGGAGUGUCGGAGUGUCUCGUUAAUUGUCUGUCUGAUGAGGGCGAAGCAUGGAUGAGUCACCCGCCCCAAAUGUUAAUCACCACAGCCAACUCAUCUUCCUGGAGAGCCCUCAGAGGGCCAGACUAUUGGCCUGGGUUCAUGGACCUGCAUCAGAAUAGCUGAUUACCCGUCAGGAUUCACUGAUAGCUCACCCAAUUGGAACCGUUCUAUAUGGUUUCUCUUUGUCAGAAAGCCACAGCUCAAUGGCUGAAAAGGCAAGCAGGAAGAAAUACAACCUGGCCUAGAGAUUCAAAUGUUCUCAAUCAUGUUUCCCUUUUUAAGCUAUCGUCCCAGAAAAUAAUUUCACCAUACCUGAUCCAUGUUGCUAAGACAAGGUAUAAGGUCAGAGUGGAUUGACCACAGUUGUGUAACAACCACCUGCAGCAAAUAUAAUAUACAUAACCAGCUUUAAUAUUAUAAUACUAUGUCUUGUCCUCAGUGUCAUGUAGGCAGACAAAGGUAAAUGGAGAUUUUCAAGUAAAGAAAGUUAAACUAUCUGACAUUUCUCUCUCUCUCUCUCUCUCUCUCUCUCUCUCUCUCUCUCUCUCUCUCUCUCUCUCUCUCUCUCUCUCUCUCUCGCUCUUUCUCUCUCUCGCUCUUUCUCUCGCUCUCUCUCUCUCUCUCUCUCUCCCUCUCUCUCUCUCUCUCUCUCUCUCUCUCUCUCUCUCUCUCUCUCUCUCUUUCUCUCUCUCACUCUGUAAAAUAGCUGUCAACCUCAACAGAGAGAAACUUUACACAGACCUCAACUAACCACCAAGGACUAAUGUGUGCAGAAUCUCACUCUUAUUGGUCUGUCAAUAACUCAUAAGGCUGUGGUCAGAAUAUUCAUCUCAAACACCUCACCACAUUAUUCCACAGUGCAACGAAAUACCUUACAAAGGGAAAAUGCAGGCAAUGCCAUUCUCCUGGAGGGAGGUAAAGACUGUGGAACAUAGAAGGUAUUAUCUCAUUUUGACUGAUGACCUAUUUCAUGAUAUAAAGACACAAAUAUAUUACAGUGGGAAGUAAGUACAGAAUCUAUCAGAGGUGAAAUAACAUUCAGUAAACCCACAAUGGCUCAAAACUGCUUACCUCUACCUGGUACAGGGCUCAUUUUCUAAGACUCUGAAAUGCACAAAGCCCUGAAUUUGAGCCUACAUUUACUUAAAGUGGAUAUUAGUCUUCAUAAGGUCAGAGGGAAGGCGGAAAGAGAGGCCUGAAGCUUUUAAGCACACAGUAAUCAUGGGAAUCAAUACGGCCCAGAACAGAGAAGAGUUAGGGCUCUGCUGCAGUCAGACUGAAACACGAGAAGAAGCUAAAAUGGUUAUUCCCAUGUUCUGAUGCCAUACCAGAAAUGGAGUUACCAACAAAUGCCCAUUUAUAAACAUAUGUACAUUUUUCACUGAGCAACGUUUAGGAUUUUAACUUGACAACACAACUGUGUGUUCCAUUCUUACUUGCUUUACAUGGCUGACUUUUUGUACUUCGCUAAUCCCCUAAAGGCCUAAUUGCCUCUGCGAUGCUGUCACAUACUUAUUCACUUUGGGAGUGGAGAAGAAAGCAUCUCUAGAACAGAACAGCGCUGUAGGCUUUCCCUGAAAGCCUGCUAUAUGUUGAGUUCACCGCACCACCAGAGCAGCACUGUGUUAGAAGAACUGCGUAAAUUAGACACAUUUUUGAUGGUGGUUAAAGAAUACUAUGAUUUAGCUUAGGUACUAAGGUGCAAAAUCUUGUCUGGGACACAUUUUGUGAUAAGCCCAAUGUCUUCUGUUUGCUGAAUACCACUGGCUAGACUAGUUUGAUCUGGAGCUAAAUGGCAACGUAACACGCAGCAUCUACAAAAGGUACUGUAUUCUGUGCCCAGAAGACAGUAUAACUGUUUCUAGAAUUAAAUGGCCGCAACCCCCUAUGAACUUGUGUACAGCAGGAUCCAAGCUCAAGACCUCUCCAUCACAGUUGACAACUCCACGGUGUCCCCCUCCCAGAGUGCAAAGAACCUUGGCGUGACCCUGUCGUUCUCUGCAAACAUCAAAGCUGUGACUCACUCCUGGAAGUUCAUACUCUACAACAUCCGUAGAGUACAACCUUUCCUCACAAAGGUCCUAAUUCAGGCACUUGUCAUCUCCCGUCUAGACUACUGCAACUCUCUGUUGGCUGGGAUCCCCGCUUAAACCCCUGCAAUUUACCCAGAACACCGCAGCCCGCCGUCAUGUUCUCCCAUGUCAUCCAGCUCGUCCGCACACUCCACUGGCUUCCAGCCGAAGCACACAUCAUCUUCAAGACCCUGGUGCUUGCCUAGGGGGAAGUGCCCUUCCUUACCUUCAGGCUAUGCUCAACCCCUAAAAAAUAAAGGGCACUUGUCUUCUAGCACUGACUUUGGUGAUAAGUAUUUUGUUGAGGGAAAAUGUACUUGAUAUGAUUGUGAUGUUGUUGUCUCACCUAGCUAUCUUAAGAUUAAAACACUAAUUGUCGCUCUGGAUAAGAACGUCUGCUAAAUGACAAAAAUGUAACAUGUAAAAUGAUCCAUCUAAAUAUUGUUGCAUAAAAAGAAGCAUGCAUAAUAUUAGGAGAUUUUGAAUCUCUGUCAUCUCAGCUCACCCAACAUUACUCCAGUAUGGCAUUUAGGAGAUGGAUUUUCUCUACCAUGAAAACUGACCCCCAGAAAUACAGGCCUCAUUUCCACUGUCUGACAGGAACAUCAGCAAACACUACUGCUCUGGGAGUCUUUGACAUUUCACAUUUCAGAGUCACAUAUUUGCCUUUUUCUAUCCUUAAUUCCUGGUACAUUAAUAGCUUAUCCGUGUUUUGGAAAGAAAUAUUCCAAUUCCUUUCCUGAAAUAUGUCCCUAAGCAGGGGCCUUUGUAGAGGGAAAAUUACAAGAUAAUUGGGUCCUGAGGCAGGUAUGGCCAAGCAUUUCGCCUGGACACCAACUCACUGAAUCACAAGCAGAUGUCACGCUCAGAUAGGAGUAGCAGAGAGAAAAACCAAAAAAAUACAUUUCACUUCAUUUUGAAAUAUAGUGGCAGGAUAUUAGAUCACAAAGCAUGGCUCAUGUCUCAGUGGGUAGAGUCUUCAAUAAUGCAGGGGCUGUAUUGCUCUAGUAGCAAAUUCCACCUCCACUGACAUGACAGAUUGUUUGUUUUAGUCUCCCCUGAAGUAAAAUAAUAAAAGAUUCAUAAGUAACUAUACAUUUGAUUGUUUGGUUACUGCUGUGCUGCUGGCCCUAGCCAGCACUGGAUAGGGACUGCUAUCUGCUAAGACAAUCAUGCUGUUCAGCACUGAGUGGGGCCUGGAUGGUAUGAAAGAUAGGUAUAUAUUAUUACUGUAAUAUAUCUUCCAAACAACAUUACUAAUUAAUUCCAUCAUUAGACCAUCCCCCCGAUCACAGACAGGCUACAGGGUUGUGUUAGAGGGAGGCGGCAGCUGCUAGCCUGCUGCAUGUAACAUAUCCCAUUAUAAAACACUUGUUUUCACUCUGAUUCAAUCAAAUAGCCUCCCUACCAUCAAAUACCUCCAGGCUAAUUUGUGGUUAUUAAAAGGCCAUUAGAGGAUCAUAAUAAGUGGCCCGGCAGGGAGAGGAUGACACGGUGACAAAGGCUACUGAACCUUCCCCUCUGUCUGUCAGGAGAAUGAGGAGCCAGCCAUCCCCCGGGAAGGGAACAGAUACAACCUCAUCUGAGGUGAGCGAUGCUAGUGACUCUAGAGCCAUGUGGCUCUAAGUGGGUAGAAAGUCGCAAGGAAAUAUGAGCUUUUGAAACAUUGUUCUGCACUCAUUAUUGAGUCCAACUCUCAUUGAUGUUGGUGGGUUCUCAGAAAAUAGGUUGGUCCUUCCUCUCCCAUAUAAAGCACACUCUGCACAUUGCUACAUUGGUCCAGGUGGGUUCAUGUUGCUCUCCGACAGCAGAGUGGGUUCCUACUAGUAUCUAUAUGUCACUGAGGGAGCCAGUGGACAUUUCCCCUAGUGAUGCACUGGUGCGGCUCCUUGGCUCUCUCAGAACAGACAUUUUCAAUUUGUCUCCCUGUUGUCAGAGCAGCAUCCUACCUUCUUAAUUUGGGAAUGUUCUAGUAACACUCUGGAGGGCCAAACACAGGAUACAGGUAACAGGCACAGUGCUGCAUAGAGGAGGAUUAUCACACUCUGGGGGAACGGAAUGGAACCCCAUUGAUACAUGAAGCCAUAAAAGCCUUUACUCCAACAGGGCAGCUGUCAUGACAGAUAAUCCAUGUGAGUCUUAAAGGUCAAGGGCCAUUACCUCACUGAUUGCCUGUGUGCUCCGAGACAUUAAGGAUUAAGAUAGAAGACAGCAUCAUUUUGGGGUGUGGCAAUUGUGUAGACUUCUAUCCAUGACAGGGACUGCAGCGAUGCAGUGUUGUCAGAUUGUGCAUGGUACUCAUGAGAGUCGUUUUGUAUGAAUUAAGAACAGAUGGCUUCAUAGAAUGAUAACAUGAGAGAAAGACACAGCAUCCCUUUAAAUCAAUCAAACUGAUUAGGAUUCUAUUGAGCAUUUGACUGCAAAGUGCCCUACAGUAGACACUAUUCAACAGAUUGCUAAUGACAAGCUAAAUAAGCAUAUGUUGCCGUGUGUGUGUGCGCGCGUGUGUGUGUGUGCGCAUGCGUGCGUUUGUAUUUGUGUGUGUGUGCUCUAAUGGAUGAGGAUAAGCAGUGGAGUCUCAACCCCAACCCACAUUCAUUUUCUGUGUAACCAGAGAAGGCAUCGCAUCAUCCCUGAGCAGGAAACAAACAGAUUUUUAUUUAAACACCCUUUGCUGUUAUUUUUACCCUUUCAAUACCAAUGACCUGUUAGCAUCCAAUGAGCACCAGGAAUACACUGACCAUACAUCUUGGUGCACAAUGUCAAUGUGUCCACUGCAUCAGUAAUAUUCUGGUCAUAUCAUUAUAAAACUCUGAUUAGACAGCUGUGAACAGACAUAAAAAAGGCCUGUUAGGAGGACUUCAGGCUGCCUCUGUCUCUGAUAGCCCACCACUCUUGUGUAUUAGUAAUAAUGACAUUUUUUAAUUUUUUUUAAUGUAAUUUAGCAGACGCUCUUAUCCAGAGCGACUUACAGUUAGUGAGUGCAUACAUUAUUAUUUUUAUAUAUAUAUAUAUAUAUAUAUGUAUAUUUUUUUACUGGCCCCCUGUGGGAAUCGAACCCACAACCCUGGCAUUGCAAACGCCAUGCUCAACCAACUGAGCUACAUCCCUGCCGGCCAUUCCCUCCCCUAUCCUGGACGACGCUGGGCCAAUUGUGCGCCGCCCCAUGGGUCUCCCGGUCGCGGCCAGCUACGACAGAGCCUACAUGCUAGAGAAAAGGCAUAGCAAGCAUUUGUAUCUGCUGUGAAGAUACCUACUUUACAGGACAGUAACUGGUCAGUAGUCAUUUCAGUAAUAAGUAGAGCUUGAUCAAAUUUGUGAAAUUCCAUCUGUUCCAGCAAACCAAAGACUUCAAGGAGUCUAAUAACACAAAAAAUGGCAUUCUCUGCCCUUUGAUUGGCAUGGUACACUGCCCGUCCGCACGGCAGCCCACAGGCCUGGUUUGUCCUCUCCUCCCUCCUGCACCCAAGGAGUAGUGGACUCUGUAAUGAAGGAAUAUAAUUCCUCCUUCUCUCACAUAAGGAACAAGUAGGUCCAUGUAGAUGUAGAUGAGUCAGAUUAGGGUCUAAGGAAAACAUAUUCCCAUUAACCUAGUCACCACAACCUAGUGGCAGAUAGGAAAAGACCCUGAGGCACUCAAUGUCAGCAUUGCGAAGUCAAAAAUGAAUAAUGCAUACUGUGGUUUUCUUAAGCUUCAUAAACCCUCCCUGUGCAUACAGUGGGGGAAAAAAAGUAUUUAGUCAGCCACCAAUUGUGCAAGUUCUCCCACUUAAAAAGAUGAGAGAGGCCUGUAAUUUUCAUCAUAGGUACACGUCAACUAUGACAGACAAAAUGAGAUUUUUUUUUCUCCAGAAAAUCACAUUGUAGGAUUUUUUAUGAAUUUAUUUGCAAAUUAUGGUGGAAAAUAAGUAUUUGGUCAAUAACAAAAGUUUCUCAAUACUUUGUUAUAUACUCUUUGUUGGCAAUGACACAGGUCAAAUGUUUUCUGUAAGUCUUCACAAGGUUUUCACACACUGUUGCUGGUAUUUUGGCCCAUUCCUCCAUGCAGAUCUCCUCUAGAGCAGUGAUGUUUUGGGGCUGUCGCUGGGCAACACAGACUUUCAACUCCCUCCAAAGAUUUUCUAUGGGGUUGAGAUCUGGAGACUGGCUAGGCCACUCCAGGACCUUGAAAUGCUUCUUACGAAGCCACUCCUUCGUUGCCCGGGCGGUGUGUUUGAGAUCAUUGUCAUGCUGAAAGACCCAGCCACGUUUCAUCUUCAAUGCCCUUGCUGAUGGAAGGAGGUUUUCACUCAAAAUCUCACGAUACAUGGCCCCAUUCAUUCUUUCCUUUACACGGAUCAGUCGUCCUGGUCCCUUUGCAGAAAAACAGCCCCAAAGCAUGAUGUUUCCACCCCCAUCCUUCACAGUAGGUAUGGUGUUCUUUGGAUGCAACUCAGCGUUCUUUGUCCUCCAAACACGACGAGUUGAGUUUUUACCAAAAAGUUCUAUUUUGGUUUCAUUUGACCAUAUGACAUUCUCCCAAUCCUCUUCUGGAUCAUCCAAAUGCACUCUAGCAAACUUCAGACGGGCCUGGACAUGUACUGGCUUAAGCAGGGGGACACGUCUGGCACUGCAGGAUUUGAGUCCCUGGCGGCGUAGUGUGUUACUGAUGGUAGGCUUUGUUACAUUGGUCCCAGCUCUCUGCAGGUCAUUCACUAGGUCCCCCCGUGUGGUUCUGGGAUUUUUGCUCACCGUUCUUGUGAUCAUUUUGACCCCACGGGGUGAGAUCUUGCGUGGAGCCCCAGAUCGAGGGAGAUUAUCAGUGGUCUUGUAUGUCUUCCAUUUCCUAAUAAUUGCUCCCACCGUUGAUUUCUUCAAACCAAGCUGCUUACCUAUUGCAGAUUCAGUCUUCCCAGCCUGGUGCAGGUCUACAAUUUUGUUUCUGGUGUCCUUUGACAGCUCUUUGGUCUUGGCCAUAGUGGAGUUUGGAGUGUGACUGUUUGAGGUUGUGGACAGGUGUCUUUUAUACUGAUAACAAGUUCAAACAGGUGCCAUUAAUACAGGUAACGAGUGGAGGACAGAGGAGCCUCUUAAAGAAGAAGUUACAGGUCUGUGAGAGCCAGAAAUCUUACUUGUUUGUAGGUGACCAAAUACUUAUUUUCCACCAUAAUUUGCAAAUAAAUUCAUUAAAAAUCCUACAAUGUGAUUUUCUGGAGAAAAAAAUUCUCAAUUUGUCUGUCAUAGUUGACGUGUACCUAUGAUGAAAAUUACAGGCCUCUCUCAUCUUUUUAAGUGGGAGAACUUGCACAAUUGGUGGCUGACUAAAUACUUUUUUUCCCCACUGUACAUGUUGUUGUAUGUUUAUUUGGUAUAUCAGUAAGAUCAGAAAUUAGACUUGGAUUGGAUGUAAAGAUGUUGAGCUACCACAAUGAAAAUAACAACAGUCUGUAACUAAUUCUGACUCAGCUGUUGUGAGCAUGUUGUCUCCUGUUUGCUUAGCAACAUACAUUGUUCAUCUCUCAGCCACUCCAGAUAGACAAAUACAGUUGUUGCUAUUUAUGUUGAGCACAUCACGACAAAGCAUACACAUCCGUACCAGCAUGGUCCUCUCCAUCACCCCCUCUUCUCCUCCAGACAGGGCUAAUGAAGAGAGAGAGUGGGCUUCACUGACUGCAGCACCUAAAUUGGUAUCAGUACAGAGUGGCCGUGAUCCAUCUGAUAACCACAUAGAGAAUCUAUCCAUCUCUGUGCAUCUUCCCUUGCCUUACCUUCUCAAAAUAGAACAGUUCUAUCCGGCUCUCACUCAACACAGCCACACUGUUGUCAAGCUCUCUGUCUUACAGUACUUUCACAUUUCAGUAGCUUGGCUUUGCCUCAGACACAGAGGAAAAGAGUGCAGACGAAUGGAUGCAACUUGGAAGUAAGUGACUGUGAUUUUGGCUCAGAUGAAGGACUUUCUGUUGAAGAAAAUCACUUCCUUGCAGUCAUUUUCAAAUCUCUCUGAGUGUCGCCAUGUUGUAAUUGGAGGACCUUUGUAAGGUGCUAACCAAGCAAAACUGUCACAGUAGGAGCAGGACAACUCUUCUUCCAGUGCCACCACUCCCACCUUGAACUAUUCUGUUGUCUUUCAUUACCACACAUGCAAAAAGCCUUCACUAUAGCAUUUCUUCCCCAAUUACCAUGCAGAGAUAAAGUCAGGGGACCUUAUUAGACUACAGACACUCUGGAGUCCCACUGGCACUCAGGAUGUAGAUGCUGUAAGAUGUGUUUGUUUGGCCUAAGUGCCUUGAAGAAUACAGAUGUAGGAUCUUAAUUUGAGCCAGUUUGCUAUUGCAGGAAAAUAAUCCUGCAGCAACAGGAAAUGUUAAUUAUUAUGUGGAUUUUAAUUAAUGGACAUUUUUUGUAGAGGUUGAUACAUUUUACAUUAGGGCAAAUCAAGUCAUUUUUAUGUGGAAAUUACAAACUAUAGAAGCCUUUUUGGACCUUGAAUACAAGUUUCAAGUUAUAUUAGUCAUAUGUACGGGAUACACAUGGUAUACACCGUCCAAUUAAAUGCUGACUUACAGGUUCCUUCUUGACAAUGCAACAACAAUAAGAAAUAAUACAAGAUAAGAAUAUGAACAUUAAGGAAAUGUCUCAGUAGAAUAGAAUAGACAUUGUAGCAUAAGUAUAAUACAGGAAGGCACAAGUUAUAGUCAAAUAUUCACACGUGUUUUGGGGAAGGGGGGGAUUGGGGGCAAGUGUUUAAAUUGUGCAGUAUUUAGCAUAAUAAGAGUCUGGUAGCUGCAGUUGUGAUGUGUGUGUAGCAUGACUGUAUAUGAGUGAGUGAGUGCAUGUGUGCUAUGUUGCGGAGAGUCAGUGCAGGUGGUCAGUCCAGUUCAAGUGUUCAGCCAUCUGAUGGCUUGUAGAUAGAAACUGUCUCUGAACCUGUUUGUAUCAGACCUCAUGCUCCGAUACCAUCUGCCCAACGGUAAAGGAGUGAACAGCUCGUGGCUGGGGUGUGUGGGGUCCUUGAUAAUGCUGCAGGCCUUCCUCAGACACUGUUUCGAGUAGAUGUCCUGGAUGGGUGGGAGCACGGUCCCAGUGAUGUACUGGGCCAUCUUCACCACCCGCUGGAGGGCCUUGCAGUCGUGGACGGAGCAAUUUCCAUACCAGGCCGUGAUGCAACCGGUCAGGAAGCUUUCAAUGGUCCAGUGGCAGGAUAUGGAGAGGACCUGGGUGGCAUGCCAAUUUUUUCUGCCACCUUAGGAAGUAGAGACGCUGUUACGCCCUCUUGACAAGAGUGGUGAUAUCGUUGGUCCUGUCAAAUCCUUGGUGAUGUGGACGCGUAGAAACUUAAAACUGCUGACUCUCUCUAUUGCAGUCCCGCUGAUGUGGAUCGGGGCAUGUUCCCUCCUCUGCUUCCUGAAGUCUACAAUCAACUCCUUUGUUUUAUAAUAAUAAUACACUGCUCAAAAAAUAAAGGGAACACAAAAAUAACACAUCCUAGAUCUGAAUGAAUGAAAUAAUCUUAUUAAAUACUUUUUUCUUUACAUAGUUGAAUGUGCUGACAACAAAAUCACACAAAAAUUAUCAAUGGAAAUCAAAUGUAUCAACCCAUGGAGGUCUGGAUUUGGAGUCACCCUCAAAAUUAAAGUGGAAAACCACACUACAGGCUGAUCCAACUUUGAUGUAAUGUCCUUAAAACAAGUCAAAAUGAGGCUCAGUAGUGUGUGUGGCCUCCACGUGCCUGUAUGACCUCCCUACAACGCCUGGGCAUGCUCCUGAUGAGGUGGCGGAUGGUCUCCUGAGGGAUCUCCUCCCAGACCUGGACUAAAGCAUCCGCCAACUCCUGGACAGUCUGUGGUGCAACGUGGCGUUGGUGGAUGGAGCGAGACAUGAUGUCCCAGAUGUGCUCAAUUGGAUUCAGGUCUGGGGGACGGGCAGGCCAUAGCAUCAAUGCCUUCCUCUUGCAGGAACUGCUGACACACUCCAGCCACAUGAGGUCUAGCAUUGUCUUGCAUUAGGAGGAACCCAGGGCCAACCGCACCAGCAUAUGAUCUCACAAGGGGUCUGAGGAUCUCAUCUCGGUACAUAAUGGCAGUCAGGCUACCUCUGGCGAGCACAUGGAGGGCUGUGCGGCCCCCCAAAGAAAUGCCACCCCACACCAUGACUGACCCACCGCCAAACCGGUCAUGCUGGAGGAUGUUGCAGGCAGCAGAACGUUCUCCACGGCGUCUCCAGACUCUGUCACGUCUGUCACGUGCUCAGUGUGAACCUGCUUUCAUCUGUGAAGAGCACAGGGCGCCAGUGGCGAAUUUGCCAAUCUUGGUGUUCUCUGGCAAAUGCCAAACGUCCUGCACGGUGUUGGGCUGUAAGCACAACCCCCACCUGUGGACAUCGGGCCCUCAUACCACCCUCAUGGAGUCUGUUUCUGACCGUUUGAGCAGACACAUGCACAUUUGUGGCCUGCUGGAGGUCAUUUUGCAGGGCUCUGGCAGUGCUCCUCCUGCUCCUCCUUGCACAAAGGCGGAGGUAGCAGUCCUGCUGCUGGGUUGUUGCCCUCCUACGGCCUCCUCCACGUCUCCUGAUGUACUGGCCUGUCUCCUGGUAGCGCUUCCAUAUUCUGGACACUACGCUGACAGACACAGCAAACCUUCUUGCCACAGCUCGCAUUGAUGUGCCAUCCUGGAUGAGCUGCACUACCUGAGCCACUUGUGUGGGUUGUAGACUCCGUCUCAUGCUACCACUAGAGUGAAAGCUCAGCCAGCAUUCAAAAGUGACCAAAACAUCAGCCAGGAAGCAUAGGAACUGAGAAGUGGUCUGUGGUCACCACCUGCAAAACCAGUCCUUUAUUGGGGGUGUCUUGCUAAUUGCCUAUAAUUUCCACCUGUUGUCUAUUCCAUUUGCACAACAGCAUGUGACAUUUAUUGUCAAUCAGUGUUGCUUCCUAAGUGGACAGUUUGAUUUCACAGAAGUGUGAUUGACUUGGAGUUACAUUGUGUUGUUUAAGUGUUCCCUUUUUUUUUUUGAGCAGUGUACAUUACAUUUAUAGUGCGCUUUUCACUAACAGAUGUAAAUCACAAAGCUCUUUACAUUGAGCGCAACCAUUAAAAUAAAAAAGCUACACUAAAAGGGCAAAAACACUGGCGAGAAAUUAAAAGAUAGCUAGCGGUGUAGUACUAUACAAGAUACACAAAAUAAUUAAGGAGACGACAAGGACAAAACAAUAGAACUUGAAACUAAAGUAUAUGACCAACAACAGACACCACAACAUAGAUCACAUUAAGUGAAAACCAGUUUGAAGAAGUGUUUCUUGAGCUCAGACUUAAAGGCAGUGGUGGUCUAGGGCAUGGGAAGGGAGGGGGGUGCUCGUUCUAAAGCCGAGGGCCGAGACAGCAGAGUGCUCGGUCACCCAUUGUUUUUAGGCGUGUCUUUGGGACUGCAAGGAGUCUUUGAUCAUUUGACUGGAGUGAUCAAAUUAAGAUCCUACAUCUGCAGCAGUUGUUUUCAAUAGAUGGACUGCGGUUUUAGUGAAUGAGAUCCAAAGCAAUGACUGUGUUGGUCUUGAUAUAGGAUAUUAUAGGGUUACUUGUUUCUAUCCUGCUUUUCAAGUACAUCCGUCACUGCAGAUAAUUGUGUCUCUUGAAAUUAGUCACUAUCUAUGGGCCACUCACAGUGGGGGAAAAAAGUAUUUAGUCAGCCACCAAUUGUGCAAGUUCUCCUACUUAAAAAGAUGAGAGAGGCCUGUAAUUUUCAUCAUAGGUACACGUCAACUAUGACAGACAAAUUGAGGAAAGAAAUUCCAGAAAAUCACAUUGUAGGAUUUUUUAUGAAUUUAUUUGCAAAUUAUGGUGGAAAAUAAGUAUUUGGUCACCUACAAAUAAGCAAGAUUUCUGGCUCUCACAGACCUGUAACUUCUUCUUUAAGAGGCUCCUCUGUCCUCCACUCGUUACCUGUAUUAAUGGCACCUGUUUGAACUUGUUAUCAGUAUAAAAGACACCUGUCCACAACCUCAAACAGUCACACUCCAAACUCCACUAUGGCCAAGACCAAAGAGCUGUCAAAGGACACCAGAAACAAAAUUGUAGACCUGCACCAGGCUGGGAAGACUGAAUCUGCAAUAAGUAAGCAGCUUGGUUUGAAGAAAUCAACUGUGGGAGCAAUUAUUAGGAAAUGGAAGACAUACAAGACCACUGAUAAUCUCCCUCGAUCUGGGGCUCCACGCAAGAUCUCACCCCGUGGGGUCAAAAUGAUCACAAGAAUGGUGAGCAAAAAUCCCAGAACCACACGGGGGGACCUAGUGAAUGACCUGCAGAGAGCUGGGACCAAAGUAACAAAGCCUACCAUCAGUAACACACUACGCCGCCAGGGACUCAAAUCCUGCAGUGCCAGACGUGUCCCCCUGCUUAAGCCAGUACAUGUCCAGGCCCGUCUGAAGUUUGCUAGAGUGCAUUUGGAUGAUCCAGAAGAGGAUUGGGAGAAUGUCAUAUGGUCAGAUGAAACCAAAAUAUAACUUUUUGGUAAAAACUCAACUCGUCGUGUUUGGAGGACAAAGAAUGCUGAGUUGCAUCCAAAGAACACCAUACCUACUGUGAAGCAUGGGGGUGGAAACAUCAUGCUUUGGGGCUGUUUUUCUGCAAAGGGACCAGGACGACUGAUCCGUGUAAAGGAAAGAAUGAAUGGGGCCAUGUAUCGUGAGAUUUUGAGUGAAAACCUUCUUCCAUCAGCAAGGGCAUUGAAGAUUAAACGUGGCUGGGUCUUUCAGCAUCGAAGGAGUGGCUUCGUAAGAAGCAUUUCAAGGUCCUGGAGUGGCCUAGCCAGUCUCCAGAUCUCAACCCCAUAGAAAAUCUUUGGAGGGAGUUGAAAGUCCGUGUUGCCCAGCGACAGCCCCAAAACAUCACUGCUCUAGAGGAGAUCUGCAUGGAGGAAUGGGCCAAAAUAGCAGCAACAGUGUGUGAAAACCUUGUGAAGACUUACAGAAAACGUUUGACCUGUGUCAUUGCCAACAAAGAGUAUAUAACAAAGUAUUGAGAAACUUUUGUUAUUGACCAAAUACUUAUUUUCCACCAUAAUUUGCAAAUAAAUUCAUUAAAAAUCCUACAAUGUGAUUUUCUGGAUUUUUUUCUUCUCAUUUUGUCUGUCAUUGUUGACGUGUACCUAUGAUGAAAAUUACAGGCCCCUCUCAUCUUUUUAAGUGGGAGAACUUGCACAAUUGGUGGCUGACUAAAUACUUUUUUCCCCCACUGUAGUUCUAAAAGUGCACCAUUCAUUCUGACUGAGGGAUUCAAAUGUUUUUCUGUGUUGUCUGCACUCAUGCAACCCAUUGAGUCUGUAACAACAAACUAUUACAUGGGAGGAUGUUUUUCUGGUAUUCGUGUUGUUUCUCUUCAUCCCUGUGUUUCAAAGGGAGUGCUGACUACUGACUAGAUUAUCCUUCUCUACAGGCCUGAUCGGUAAUUGUAAAUUGAGUCUAUCUGGCUCUAUUCCCAUGCAGGGAGAAAUUCAACAAACUUUUAAUUGCUCCGUUCCCCUCGUCUCUAUGAGCAUUGCCAUGGAAACUAAAGCCCACGUAGGCCCUCCUCUUCCUUCCCAUUCUCCCACUACACUCCUAUAUUAGUCUCUUCAACAAGGGAGCUCCAACUGGCCCAAGCAGGGAGCUCCAACUGGCCCAAGCAUGCAACUGCCAUUGCCAUCAAUACUUUGACCACGUGGGCCUUGGUUCUGAAUCACACACAUAUUCACACUUGGGCUUUUCCUGUGGUUCUCAGCCCCAGUAGGCUUGCAGGCUGAACAGUCAAUCAAGCUGCAGCUAAUUGGGUAUUUUUCAGUAUGCUCCACCUGCCCCGUUUUACCAGAGCAGGCUCAGAAUGUUGAAUGACCACUGAGGUUACUGGCUGGAAAGUUAACAGUGAAAACUGCUGAUGCCCUGCCUGUGGCAAUGUGAAGGUACUACAAAUGAACCGUCUGAGCAGAGUAUGUGACUCAGACUCACUCCUAAAAGUUUGGCCUGUCGCUGUAACAAUGUCUGAAUGAGAUGUUUCUAAGAAGAAAUGUAAUUUUCAACAUGCUGAGCAUUGCAGAAGCAAUGUUCAAGGGGUCACAGUCUUAGCUGUGGAAACAUGGCUGAGGAUUCUUUUUCAGAAGCCCAAUACCCCCAUAUAACUGAGAUGUAUCCUGUUGAGAAAUGUCAUGGGACUAUUUCCAAUACACAUUCAUCAAUUAAUACAUUUCUGUUUUCAAGACAUUAUACAUAGUUGAUAUUUCAGCAGGAAAAAGAGAAAUGGCUUGAGCAGGUACAUGGGUUUGGUAAUGACUGCCUAAAGCACUAGAAUAGAGCAAAGGGAGAGAGGUGUGAGUGAGUGAGUGAGUGUACAGUAUACUGUAUGUGUGUAUUUGGUUUCUCCUCUGUGGCUGGCCUUUCUAGUCAUUACUUGUCCUGUUGCAUGUGAGGGUUGUCCCAGUAGCUGUCACAGUGUCUCUCCCUGGUGGAACAAAUCCAGGAGAGGCUCCCUAACACCCGGAGCCCCCUCUUCAUGAUCAGACCUGCAGCAGCCCCCCUCUGGACCAUAGAGGUACAGGGAGACUCUCUCUACCCCAGCAGCCCUCAUUCACACCUGUAUCCCUAGAGCAGACCAGACCAGCUGGCGCCAAGCUAGAUAUUAGCUUGCUAUUCACACAGUUUGAUGCCUGGCUGGUCCUAGGAGAAAAAAAAGUAUGUUUGAUUUCUUGCCUAAAAGUUACUUGCUCCAUAAACAGUUCAUUGUGAUGGCUUUGGACUGUUGGAAAGCAUGCACUAAUCCAGCAUAUGAAGAUAUCCAGAGCAAGUCAGAAGAAUGUAUUGGGUCUGUGAACUCUCACUGCACGUAGAAAGAGUUUACACUUAUCCAAUAUGCACUUAUCAGAAAUCUAUUCUAUAUUUCAAAUUGUUGGACUCUGUUCAUAUGUUAAUUGAGCAGUACAGAGAACCUCAUUUAGCAGAAAGUAGGUCAGAAAACAGUCUUAAAAGUUUUCCAAUUGGCCAUCAUGACUUUCACAGCCAUAAACGUCAAUGACGAGCAUGUCUGUGGAGGUGAUAGCUGUUGAAUCAUUAAUGCUCUAUUACAGCCUUAUACAUUUUUUAUCAAGCCCUCAUGUUGGGAGACUUUUCUGGUGGUCCUCUGUAGCUCAGCUGGUAGAGCAUGGCGCUUGUAACGCCAAGGUAGUGGGUUCGAUCCCCAGGACCACACAUACACAAAAAAUAUAUAAUUAUGCACGCAUGACUGUAAGUCGCUUUGGAUAAAAGCAUCUGCUAAAUGGCAUAUUAUUAUUAUUAUAUUAUAUUAUCUUAUUAUUAGCUUGUCUGGCACCAUUUACAGAUUUAAGGUACUGUAGUUAGUAUUAGUCACAAUUUGAGUAAAUGCUCUUGUCAUGACCAGGAUUUAAAAACAUCCUGGUUGGUGGAAAUGUAUUUAUUUCUCGUAUCCAGUAAUAGCUCCCUACAGACAUUAUUUCAACUCAAACCACUGUUUCAAUGAGGUAGAAACUCCAGUUGGUAAUCGAAACCACACAGCUUACACAGUACCAAAAGUCCUCAUGGUGUUUCUGUGUUUCUGAUAAGUUGAGCCUCCUCUAGCAGCAUUAGGCCACUCUCACAAAUGCCUGACCCUGUCACCUCCACUGGGUCACACUCCACUCUGUAAUGGCUGGUCAGGGAGCGUCACGGGGCAGCUGGCUGAGUGGAACGGUGGCACUUCCUGACAGCAGCAUGGGCCCUCAGUAGCCUCACAGAUAAGAGAGAUGGAUGACAACGGGGCCCAGCAUACACACACACACACACACACACACACACACACACACACACACACACACACACACACACACACACACACACGAUUGCCGUUUAUAGAGCUCAGUGCAAAGGGGCAAAGUGCUGUUAUCGCCUGCUAGCAGGAAUGUUCAGCUCUUAAAGCCCUCCACACCAAGCUGCAAACACCAUUAGCUUCCAUAGCGAAAAGAUACGGCAAGGUUCUGUACCCCUGCCAAGUACUUCAUGUCCACUGUCAUCCUAUAGGGAGAUAAUUAGUUAUUUUUAAUGCUGUUAUGGAGUCCAAGGUCCAUUAUUACACAAGAACAAAAUAACUCAAUCCUUUCACUGUUGUCUCUCUCAGGGUGUGUGGAGUGGCACUGCAUUGUGGCAAAUGGAGAUGGUUUCAGAGCUUUUUCCCCGUUGUUUUGUCUCAAGGUUUGUAUUCAAACACAGGAAGGCAUUAAAUCUGGUUGGACUGAUUGUGCCGUUCUAAAAUGUCUCUGCUCACAACACAAUGGCUAAGACAGGAAUGUUACUGUAGCAUACUGUAAAAUCCUUGUUUCUUCUCUCUGAAAAUACGGACAGUUGAUGCAGUGUGGUAUCUCUCUCUCUCUCUCUCUCUCUCUCUCUCUCCUCUCUCUCUCUCUCUCUCUCUCUCUCUCUCUCUCUCUAAGAGCAGUCUGUGUAGAGGUAUCAACAGCACAGUCUGUGUAAAGGCAGUAAUUCUCUGUGGAUGAGCUUUCAUUCAUAAUUCAUAUGAAGACACUCUCAUGGUGAGAGAAUUGUAAUUGUCUUGCCUCACUAUUCCUCCUCCUCUCCUGAAACAUUAUGGGGCUAUUAUUAAAUCCAUACGCAUCUCAAAUGUGUUGCUCAGGUAUAUAAAAUGUACGACUUGAGCAUCUGAGUCAUCUAUUUAACACUUAGCCGGUUGGCAAGGAGAUGAUAGCCAUAGACAGACAUGCUGAUGUGUCAACUAAGUUGUAAUUGUUCCUCCUGAUUGUUGAAUUAGUGAGCAAUAUUUACACUUGUUGUAAAGCUGUGUAGUUUUACUUUACUGUCCUUGGCGUGUGAGUGGGAUUGCCCAGAAUACUAUACAUCUCUAUAGUUGUUCUUGUGAGUACACAGUACUGAGGCAUGUCAUGCAACUGCAACCUGCUGCAACCACUAAAGAGAGGAGGCAGUUGGCUCUUGGUGCACUCGCUUGCUCAGAGAUGAAAUUCUGAGGCUAAGGAGGCUAAUGGAACGACUUCACACGUGCAAAUGUGUCAGUUUAAAUGAUGGAUGAGAGGAGAGGGAGAGAAGGGGGUCAGGAACAUGCUGGAAUGGCAGUGGCACACAACAGAGAAUUGCGUGACUUUAUCACUGUUCCCUAUAGGGCUCUAUGCAAAUGACUGAUAAAGAGUGUUUUCUGAUUGUUGCUGACUACUGAUGGUAACACAAUGAGGAGUCGCUCCAUGCCAUCUCCCAUUUAACAGUGCAGAUAAAUACAGAUUACCUUUCUGAGAUGAGGAAGUGAAUGGAGUAACCAAAUCAAAUAGGCUUCGCACACAAUCAGGCUUUUGAAUUCAUCCAAGCAUAAUCAGCUUUGUUACAGUCAGUGUGUGUAUGUGUGUGUGUGUGUGUGUGUGUGUGUGUGUGUGUGUGUGUUGUGUGUUUGUGUGUGUGUUUGUGUGCUUGCUGAAAAAUGAAGGAUUUAAUGGCCAGCGAGCACAGGGUGAGGUGGGCUCUUGAUAACACUGAGUGUACUAAAUCAGGGUCAUUUGAUGUGAAUUUCUGGUCUGAGAGUCCAUCAGUCCAGGCUGUGGUGCUUGGGAGCCCUGUUGUGUGGUGUGACAUUGGCAGAUCAGGUCUUACUCACUAAUCCUAGUCACAUCAUACCUGACCUGACAUCCUGAGACUGUAAAAACCAGGUCAAGGGUUUCACACCACAUAUCCCUUAUUAAGCUUCUCCACCUUGACGGAAACCUCUGCUGCAUGGAGCUAUAAAUGUGUGCAUAAUGUGUCUGUGUCAGUGGGAGUGAUAUUGGCUGACUGUAGGUGAGGGGAAUUGUUAUCCAGAAUGCGGGUGUGUAUGUUUGUCAUGGAGGAGUUUGGUUUCUUGUUUUUGUAAUGCUUGAGUUGUGACCUGCGAGCACGGUGCCGCCGUGCCUAAUUUUAGGUUGCUGAUGUGUGAUGUGGUGGGGUGCUCGCUGCCUGCAGUGCGUUUGAGGUGUGAUGUUUAUCUUAGCCUCUGAGGAAUCACUCUGACAGCCUUCCUCAACGUCUCCCCAUUGGAGGGCCUUGUUACCGUAGGAACUGUGGGGCUCAAUAAACAUACUUUUUUUUGCAGGCCACAGCACACACACAAGUAAUCCCCAUCACCAUUGGAUUAUAAUAUGAAAAUGAAUUUUUUUAUGGAGAAACUGUGGAUGUUUUGGUUCGUGCUCUAACCCUGAUCACGUGUGUUGUUUCUCCUCUCCCCUUUAGAUUGAAGACGUCAUUAUGCGGAUACAAGAUGAGAAAGCAGGAGGGGUGGCCAUCCGAACUGUCAAGAGCUUCCUGUCCAAGAUCCCCAGUGUGGUAUCAGGUGACCAGCUAUGUGUGUGUGUGUGUGUGUGUGUGUGUGUGUGUGUGUGUGUGUGUGUGUGUGUGUGUGUUGUGUGUGUGUGUGUGUUGUGUGUGUGUGUGUGUGUGUGUUUGUGUGUGUGUGUGUGUGUGUGUGUAAGCGUGCUCUUGCUGCAUGCGGAUGCUUGACAUGCAUGUGUGUGAGAGAGAGUCAGAGGAGGAGAGAGAGAGAGAGAGAGAGAGAGAGAGAGAGAGAGAGAGAUAGACGAGAUGAGAGAGAGAGAGAGAGAGAGUAGAGAGAGAGAUAAAGAUAUAGAGAGGAGAUAAAGAGUUCUCUCUCUCGUCUCUCUUCUCAUCUCUCUGCUCUCUUUGGACUCCUUUUCUCUUCUCAUAGAUCUCUACGACUCAUUAGUGUGCUCACAGAGAGAGAGAAAGAGUCAGAAUCAUUAAAGCAAAUAUGACCUUUCUGGCUCAUUUGAAUUGCUGCCUCUGCAGAUGGGGACAGAUGAGGCAGUCUCAGCCCAUAAGGCUUUGGCAGAGAAGCCUGAUGUGAUGUCUGGUGUGUUGCUGCCCUUGUCAUUGUGCCGUGUGGAUGGUUGUGUGUUGGGUGACAUGGUUUAAGGGGCAGUGUGAGUGAGUAAGACAGUUCUGGCGUGUGUGUGUGUGUGUGUGUGUGUGUGAGAGAGAGUCAACAGAGUCAACAGUAUCCAUGGGGGUGGUGGGGAGUGGGGUGGGGGGAUGGGGAUGCUCCAAGUAACGCCUCUCUGAGUGUGACACACAAUCUCACAUGUCUCUCUAGGCCUGCUGUGUCACACUUCACUUCACUCCUCACUGCCAAGCGCUAACAUUAUGCCAAAGAUGUUGCUGUCCAGGAGUUAGACAAAAUACCUGGUUUCCUGCCUAUUGUUAGUCCAAGAUCACAUUGUUCCGUUUAAAUUGUUCCUGCAAACUGCUCAGCUAUGCCACAUUCAGCCUUAGCCAACGGCAUUUGUAUUUGUAUUUAUUAUGGAUCCCCAUUAGCUGCUACCAAGGCAGCAGCUACUCUUCCUGGGGUCCGAAAAAUUAAGGCAGUAAUAUACAUUAUAAUAACAUUUUUAAACACUAAAAUACAUUUUACAACAGAUUUCACAAUACAUGAAGUGUGUGCCCUCUGGUCACUGCUCUACUACAACACACAAUCCAGGUGUACGUGUGUGUAUAUUCUGUAUGUUAUGUGUGUUUGUAUGUGUGUGUUUGCACCUGUGUGUUUGACUCUUCACAGUCCUCGUUGUUCCAUAAGGUAUAUUUUUAUCUGUUUUUUAAAUCGGAUUCUACUGCUUGCAUCAGUUACCUGAUGUGGAAUAGAGUUCCAUGUAGUCAUGGCUCUAUGUAGUACUGUGCGCCUCCCAUAGUCUGUUCUGGACUUGGGGACUGUGAAGAGUCCUCUGGUGGCAUGUCUUGUGGGGUAUGCAUGAGUGUCUGAGCUGUGUGCUAGUAGUUUAAACAGACAGUUCGGUUCAUUCAACAUGUCAAUACUUCUUACAAAACAAGUAGUGAUUAAGUCAAUCUCUCCUCUACUUUAAGCCAUGAGAGAUUGACAUGCAUAUUAUUAAUGGUAGCUCUAUAUGUACAUUUAAGGGCCAGCCGUGCUACCCUGUUCUGGGCCAGUUGUAAUUUUCCAAAGUCCCUCUUUGUGGCACCUGACCACAUGACUGGGCAGUAGUCCAGGUGCGACAAAACUAGGGCCUGUAGGACCCACCUUGUUGAUAUUGUUGUUAAGAAGGCAGAGCAGCGCUUUAUUGUAGACAUAUUAUGGACAGACCUCUCCCCAUCUUAGCUUCUGUUGCAUCAAUAUGUUUUGACCAAAACAGUUUACAAUCCAGGGUUACUCCAAGCAGUUUGGUCUCCUCAACUUGCUCAAUUUCCACAUUACUCAUUACAAGACUUAGUUGAGGUUUAAGGUUUAGUGAAUGAUUUGUCCCAAAUACAAUGCUUUCAGUUUUUUUUAAAUAUUUAGGACUAACUUAUUUCUUGCCUCCCAUUCUGAAACUGACUGCAGCUCUUUUUUAAGUGUUGCAGUAAUUUCACUCGCUGUAGUAACUGACGUGUAUAGUGUUGAGUCAUCCGCAUACAUAGACACAUGGGCUUUACUCAGCGCUAGUGGCAGGUCAUUAGUAAAGAUUGAAAAAAGUAAGGGGCCUAGGUGGCUGCCUUGGGGAAUGUUGUUAAUUUAUCUAUUGUAAAAAAACAUUGUAUCUGGUCAAACACACUUUUUCCCCAAAGUUUACUAAGGGUUGGUAACAGACUGAUUGGUCAGCUAUUUGAUGUCAGCAUUGUAGCUGUGCUGUAAGCUAAAAGUAAUAGAUUGUUGAGGGGAGACCUGUUCAAGGACUGUUGCAGCUUUUGUGUAGAGGCUUUCUGUGUGUACAAUGCCAUUUAAUUGUCGCUGUCAACCAUUCUUCUCUUUUGAAUACCAGGAGCAGACAUUGUGCUGUGGCUGGUGAAAAACCUCUCCAUUGAGGACUCAGGUAUGCGUGCUAUGUACACAGACAUAAUUACUUAUUUCACUGGGAUUGACCACUGAUGUCUGUCUCUACUCAAGCAUUGAAAAGGGAAGCAAUUUUUCUCUACUCAGCGUUAGUAUCCUGUUCUCUCUCCUGCAGCUGAAGCCAUCCAUUUAGGGAGCCUGAUCGCUGCCCAGGGCUACCUCUUCCCCAUCUCCGACCACGUCCUCACUCUCAAAGAUGAUGGGACCUUGUACCGCUUCCAGGUAAGCUACCAUGGUAACUUCAGGCACCAGUAGACCGACCAUCCUUAGUGGUCCUAAACUGGAUUUAUUGUCCACACCACCAUCCAUAACAUGAGUCAUGACCUAUAUCACAUGAAGGCAAAGGAGUGGAUAAAUGAUCCCUGUGCACUGUCCAGAACAGAACAGUAGCCUCAUUACCUUGUGGCUGGUCACUCUAAAGCAGAAAUAACCAGGGGAGAAUAUGUUCUAACAGAGCCACUUAUGUGAGAGAUUCCUCUAGUAGUCUGAUCCUCACUAUACAGGUCAAGCGCUGUAAUCAGUCUGGACCCACCGCUGCCAUCAUUUUCUCCCUUAACCUGUGGUUAAAUCACUAGAGAUAAGGUCUAGUAUUAUCACUAUAUAAUAAAUAUAGAUAUCAAUAUUGCUAUAAUAGAUUAUACCAAUUGGAGAGGCACAAUGUACAGUGUUGCAGAUCUACUCACAGCAUCCCACAGUCUGGUGUAGGGUAGUGUGUACACUUAUUACUAUGACAUUAUUAACGGGUUACCAGUCCUUUCUUGGACAGAAUUGGUCUUCUACAAUAACUAUAAGACUCAAAUUAGAAUAAUAGUAAUACAUGGAUCCAUCUGAAGGUAUGAAUUCUUUGAGAAUCAAUUGGAGUUCUAUCCCAGAAUAACAUGAGUUCUUUAUAGAAUCAACAUUUAAUAAAGCUAAUCAAAAUAUUUACAAACAUAAUGAGAGUGAUCAUGAAAAGGUAGGAAAUAGAAGGAAAGACAAGAAAGAGACCUCAAGAUCUCUGAAUAUUAAAGAUGUGAUACUCAGUCUGUGAACAAAGUCUGUUGUCCUUGGCUCUGGUUAGGCCGCAUGGAGGUGAACAAAGAAAAGAUGGCGGUGUGUCCUCCUUUGUCCUGAGUUGAAGGGUUCCUUGGUGGUGAUUUCUUGCUCCUUUCCUCUGAGUUUAGAUGGUCCCUCGUGGGCUGCUUGUUAGGGUUGUGUCCCUGGUUACUCUGUCUGCUGGCUCUUCCUUUCCUUGAAGAAGGUUAGCUUAAAUGUACUGUUCAGGCUACACUAGCUCUUUAAAGACUAAGCCUCCAUCUGAGACUGUUUAGUGCGUGGGCUCUUCCGUACCAAUUUCUGUACUGGAGUACAGGUACUAUUCCCUAAAAGGUACCUUCCCUAACUUAUCAGUUCACCAGUUCUUUCCAUUAAAAGCGAAGGUCCAGGCCCUGUGGUCGGCCUGCUGGAGAUGGAGGUCCUUCUCCCUCCUCGAAAGAGGUCCAGCUUGAGAGGUCCAGCGGGAUAAGAGGAUAAGAGUGCUUUUUCUAGUCCCGUGAGGUCACAUGAUAUGGCACCUAGGUGUGAAGGGCCACUUUUAUGAACUUUUGUCGUAAAGAGAGAGAGAUUGAAUUCAAUUCAAUUCAAUUGAGAGAGAGAAUAGCCAUAAUAUUACAUUUGAAAUGUCUCUAUUCCUUUGAAACUUUUGUGAGUGUAAUAUUUACUGUUCAUUUUUUAUUGUUUAUUUCACUUGGGUUUAUUAUCUAUUUCACUCGCUUUGGCAAUGUAAACAUAUGUUUCCCAUGCCGAUAAAGCCCUUUGAAUUGAAUUGAGAGCUUGGAGGAUGUCAUUAGCCCAUAGAAGUUCAGCAUUAUAGACAGACAGAAAAAGGAUGUUCCACAUUGUUCAACAUAUGACAUAAAAACGACACGUCGCUACACUGGCAUUGCUGUUCCAUCCUCAAAGUAAUCUACUGUACUGUGAGGGCCAUGCAUCGUGUACAGUAUGUUACAGUGUAGUGGAGGCUGAAUGGUUCCUGGUCCUGCUGAAAGGCUCCAAAAGAAUGAGUCACUAUGGCUGGCUGAUUAGCAGGCUAAUCCCAGCUGGGAGCAGCUCCCUUUGGGAAACGUUGGGCUGUCACUCUCUCUUCCUCAGCACUUGUCUCUGUGUCACCCACCCAUCCCACUCCUCCCCCAAUCUACCGGAGAAUCCACUUAGCCACACUUAUUUUCCUUCAGAUUAAAACACAUUAUGUAUUUUUUUCUGGAAGGGGGAUGUGUGUGUGUCACCCAUAUUCAAUGGGACUAAAAAUACCCUUCCUCUGAUGUUAUGUCAUGGUGCAACAAGCGAGUGUCAUCAUUGCCAUUUAAAAGAGGACCUACAUGAUCUGUUGAAUAUGUUGAUUUGUCUCUGUGCCAGAACUGAGGAGCAGUCCCAGAGGCAGUGUGGGUACACUGUGCUAUAAAUAGCUGCUGUGUCUUUUUGGAAGCCACACUUUUAAUGACAACUUCCUGCUGUGCUUUGAGACAAAUCUGUGAUGUUUCAGGGCAGGCAGACUCACGUCAUAAAAUGUUGUUGGAGUCCCGGCUGCUUACAGGGAAGAACGGAGAGAGACAACCAUGAUGCCUUUCAGACUCUUCUACAUGAUCUUCCCACCAAACUGCUCCAACGACAUAAAAUGUUGUUGGAGCAGUUUGGUAACAGACUAUAGUAGAUUAAUCUCUGUUUAUCUAUCAAUCUUCCUUAUGCAGCAAAGUAAACGUUAACCUGUCUUUUAGAUGUGUCGAUUCUGACACAUAUUCAGAUCUCAUUGCCUUUUGUUCUGAAGCUAAUUAUGAGUGAUAUUGGAGAUGAAAUAUCAUGUCGUGGAACAUCUCUGUGUUCUAAUUCUGCCCAUCAUUAAGAAUGCACGAUAGAUCUGAGAAAUCUAUUAUUUAUGCACUAUGGAAUGAACCGUGAAUCUGAAAUAUCCAUUGCAAUAGUCAAUUAAAUAUGAAUGGAGAAUAUAGCUACUGUUCUUCCCUAGAUAGUUAUGCAGAGCACAAGAAGGCCAUUGAUCAUCAGGUCACUCAUCUUCUUUUAACUUGAUCAUGUUCUUAGAGAGGAAAAGGUAGGAACAGAGAGUUUGGAUGGUUUGUAUUUUCUCCAGCAUCUUCACCUCAACAGAAGGCAGGGCUAUGAGUCAGGGUGGACUGGACACAACGCGCAUAUUAAAACCGGGGGCUGGCCGUCUUCAAAGAAACUGGGUCUCCGAAAUAUGUUUAAAACCUCAUUAUUUGACAUUUCGGAUCCACAUACAGAACAAUGCUAGCUGAGUGAAACAAAAAGAAAAGGAUCAGUUUACUUCAAACACUGCUGCUAGAGACCGUGUGGGGAAAAUUGUCUGAAUCAACAUUAGGAAAACAAAAAGAGGAGACCAGUGUUGGGCAGAUGCUUGGAUGUUUAAAUGUUCUUAAGAUGAUGAAUACUUUCAUGAUCUCUCCACUUUCCUCCUCAGGCUCCAUUCUUCUGGCCCUCUAAUUGUUGGGAACCUGAAAACACAGACUAUGGUAAGUUAGGUUGGGGUCCCAAGGGGUGGAAUUGCAAAAAUAUCACUGAACUCAGCUCAAAAUGUGCCUAAAUAUUGCCUCUGUGAUUUAAUUAUCUGUGCGUAACCCCUAAUUAUUUCCCCCUGAUGUCCCCCCUCCCUCCCAGCCAACCUAGCCUAUAGCCCUGCUCAGUGCAGAGUGAGAACAGAGUGUCUGGCCCAGACUGUGUCAUAUCCUCCUGCCUAGAGUGUAAACACAGACUAUGGAUCUGUUGUUGUCUCACACCCAGUAUUGAAUGAGUGGCCCACUCUGUAAUGCAUCCCACUAUCUCUCCAGGAGGAUCUAAUCUCACCCCUAAACCUGCAGCGCUAGAUUAGCCAUCCAAGGUACAGGGGCCUUGCGUGACAUUAUUGUAAAUAUCCAGGCUUUCAUGUUUGCAUGGCAUUUCUCCAGCCUGAUUAUGUAAAUGACAAAAGAUGCCAACGGUCUCAUUAAAUAUUGCUCACACACUCUGAUCAGUAGAGAUUUACUCAGGCAGAAACUGAGUAGGUGGCAUUUGUUUAGAAGAGAUAAACUACACUUACACAGCUGUUGAUGCAUCAUCUGUGGUAUUUGUUUGGCAAUGUCACUAAAACAAGUCUGCCAAGCAACAGCAAGUAACUGACUACUUUCUACUGUCUCUUCUCUCCUCUGCAGCCAUUUACUUGUGUAAGCGCACCAUGCAGAACAAGGCCAGGCUGGAGCUAGCUGACUACGAGGCUGUGAGUGCCCUAUUCACCCUACUGGAACAAUACACUAUCUAUACGCUACAGACCUGUUUAACAAAGCUAUCAUCUACACAACUACAGCUUCUCUCAGAUCACAUGCCAUGCCCCUGAGCUCUAGUCUAUUUCAAGCUCUAUAGGUUUGGUGGUUGGGUCAGAGUGUUGUUUUCCCCACAUUUUAAAAAUAGGUCAUUUCAGUGAACAUGUACAGGUAUGACAGAUGUUUGCAUUGCUCAUGUGCCAAGCAGAUGCCUUUAUUACGUGCAAAUUACAACAGCCAUGAUAUUACUUGCUGAUUAAGCUGAGAUGGCUAGCUUUAUGCAGUAAGAGAGUUAUGCAUUAUAGCAAUGUAAUUACCCAAGAACCUUCACUGGUUUACUCUCACCCCUCAUGUCUUUAUGAUUGGGGGGUCUUACAGGAGAAUCUGGCUCGACUGCAGAGGGCCUUCGCCAGGAAGUGGGAGUUCAUCUUCAUGCAAGCUGAGGCGCAGGUCAAGUGAGUGGACAGUAACUAGGCAAAAGAACACACACAACCUAUUGUGGUUUUGAUACGUUGUCUAUUGUCCCAUAUGUCACUGUAUUCCCUAUGUUUCAUUCACUGAUGCAGGUGACUAUAGAGAGCCAGAUGCAUACCCCUAGGUUACUUUCUAGGUGACCUUUCAGUCUUUGUCUUUUAUCACUGUUCCUUCUACUACGUCUCCAUCUGCUGGUUGACAUUUGUAAACACAGUGCAGAUCAGAUACAAUCUAUUCAACACGACAUCAGGAAAUUAAAAAAGGCCAUGAUGAACCUUUAAAAUGAUUAUAGUCUGAGCACUAAGUAUUUACUGUUGUUAGGUAGAGGUAAGAGAUUAUACAUUAAGCUCUGCUACAUUCAGAGAGAAAUAGGCCAACAAGCACUUAUCAGAAAAUGUCAAUUACGUAAGAGUUGUACCCUACCGGCGGCCAGACCACAGAUUGCUUGAUGAAGCGACGAGACAGGUUGUGACCUACACUUUGAGCUUUUACCCUCCUCUGGUCUCUCAGUAAGAGUGACACGUCUGUCUGUGUACUCAGUAUCGACCUGUCUCUGUCCUCUGUCCCCUACCCUCAGGAUCGACAGGAAGAAGGACAAGGCUGAGAGGAAGAUCUUGGACAGCCAAGAGAGGGCAUUCUGGGACGUCCAUCGCCCUGUGGUGAGCUGAGGGCUGAGGGGAGAUGGUGGUUCUGGGGUCUGAGGGAGGGCUGGAGAGAGGAUGUGAUGAGAGGACAGGGAGUGUUACAGUGAAAGUCCCAUAGGGCUCUACAGUUAGAACAAUAAAGGGUUCAGUGUAGUUGUCUAGUGUGGCCUGGGUUAGCCUGAAUUAGGUGGGAUCCCAGUGGGUUUCUGUAUUAUCCAACUCCUCUGUGGUUGUAAUGUUGAAUGAAGUGUAGCCUCCAGGCUAGGGCAGGAUGCUGCCUGGUGACCCACUAUUAUCUGACCUAGAAACUAACUCUCUUACAGCCAGGCUGUGUAAAUACCACAGAGAUGGACAUUCGCAAGUGCCGGAGAGAGAAGAAUCCACAGAGGGUGAAAAGGGUAAGGAAGAAGGCUUUUAGUGAUGAGUGGUCUCUCUGUUUGUGCAUGUAUGUAUGUAUGUACUGUAUAUGUUCUGUGCAGUGUGUGCCUGGGUUGAGGGUGAGCGUAUAAGCAAUAACAGACAUGUAUUUCCAUUCUGUCUCUGUCCAGUCGGUGUAUGGGGUAACAGACAACACCCAGACUCAGAGUCCAGUCCACCAGUCCAUCCUCUCCCAGCCGGCCAGGAAGCCCACCAGAGAGGACGUGCAGAAGGAGGUAACACACUCUGUGAUGCUCCUGACAGGUCAUUACUAACACCGCCAUUAUCCAUUAUCUCCUGCUAUCUGUCUCUCUGUCUCAUUCAUCAAUCAUAACUCCAACUCACUUCUGAGUAAUGCGCUACUGUCUCAUUCUGCCAUCGUGAAUUAUUUUCUCCCUCAGAUUUCCUUCUUGAACAUCCAGCUGGACAGACACUGUAUGAAAAUGUCCAAAGUAGCAGACAGUCUCAUGGGCUACACGGAACAGUUCAUGGUCUACGAUCCUUUGGUGUCAACCAUUGAACCAUCCAACCCCUGGAUCAGCGAUGACAUGACCUUCUGGGACCUGGAGGCUAGGUGGGUUCACUGGGGAAGCAGCGUGAGGCCAUAGGCACCAUGGACACCAUGCACAGACCUCACUAGUCAAACACAAUCACUCUUCAAAUGACUGGUGGGGUCAGGCAGAGGGUUAGUGGUCUCAGGUGCUGGCUGAAAUGUCAUGAUAGCCCCAUGGCUAGCUCCUCUUUCUUUCCCUAUGCAAUCCACAUUUUAAACGGCAUCCACAACCACAAUGUAAUGUAUGUACUGUGGGGAGAUCAUGUAGAAGAGUCUGAAAGGCAUCAUGGUUGUCUCUCUCCGUUCUUCCCUGUGAGCAGCCGGGACCCCAGCCAGCACCGUGUGAAGAAGUGGGGCUUCUCUCUGGAGGAGGCCCUAAAGGACCCAGCAGGGCAGGAUGCAUUCCUCAAGUUCCUGGAGUCAGAGUUCAGCUCAGAGAACCUCCGGUGAGAGAUAGAGCCUUACAGGCCCAGGCAGGGACAGUUCACAGUGAUAACACAGUCACUAUCCUCUUCCAUUCUAUUGUUUCACAUCCAUUUCAAUUCCCCAGGCCAUUAGAUAGAGAGGCUUUUGAGUGGCGGUAAUGAGAUUAAGGGAAUGACUGCACUGAAUGUCCACAGGGGGAGCGCUCCUCUCCUGGCAGAUAAUAAUGGGAAGUAAAUGCUGCAGACACUGAUCUCUAUUGGCUGUGUCCUCCCUGUGCCCCUUGGCUAGGUUCUGGUUGGCAGUGCAGGAUCUGAAGCGGAGGCCCCUGGAGAACGUGGCAGCCAGAACCCAGGAGAUCUGGCAGGAGUUCCUGGCAGAGGGCGCGCCCAGCUCCAUCAACUUGGACUCCCACAGCUAUGAGCGCACCAGCCAUAACCUCAAAGACCCUGGACGAUACAGCUAUGAGGACGCCCAGGUAUAUAUCACAGCCUCCCCUAUGCACACAAACACAUAUGCUUGCAUGCCCACACACAGUCAAUAUGGCUGCUACUACUGCACCUACAGUAAACACACAAACACAUAAUAUCCCCACCCACACUGCACACUAUGGUGGCUGAGAGGGGGGUGGAUGGAUAGAUGUAGUGAGAAGGAAGUGAGUGAACGGUGGUGAAGAAUCUGUGGUUGCCAGAGCCCAUCCUUAGCGUAGUUGCAAACAACUAGAUGCAUCCGGUUUUCAGGGAUACAGUUAAUUCAACCUAGCUUCCUUUUCCUCUGAAAAACGGAUGUGGAAACUCCACUCAGGCGUCUUUUUAUGCCUGCUAUGUUAGGUUAGCCAGGGCCUAAUGGGCAGAGUAAUGCCUGUGAAUAGCCCAUGCAUUCAUCCUAGAUUCCUUAGGUUCAAACUGUAUUAGCUUUGUUUGAGGGUGACUGCCUCAUGGUGCAUUAGUGUCAAUGGCUCUGCGUUCAAUCAGCCCUGUCUCAGGAGUCUCCUCCCUCCCACCCUCCCUACCUCUCUCCUUCCCUACCUCUCUCUCUCCCUCCAUGUUAGCAUGCAUGGUUAACAUUCAGCUCCCCCGUGCCUUCUUACAUAAUCUCAACUCUGUCUCUUUCUCUCUCUCUAAAACACAAACACACACCCCACAACAACCAUCAUCACCACCUCUUCCCUCUUCUCCAGGAGCACAUCUUCAAGUUGAUGAAAAGUGACAGCUAUGCACGCUUCCUGAGAUCUAACAUCUAUCAGGACCUCCUGCUAGCCAGAAAGAAGCCGGUGAGCUCUACUAUAACUAACCCCUAAUCAGUCACACCCUCCACCUGAGAUAUUAUGCAUUUACUAAAUAUGUUUGAAAGCACUCCAUCCUUUUUUUGGAAGUGGAUACAUUUAUUAUAAAAUCUACACUUUCUACAGAUACUAUAUCUCCAUUUACAUCUGAACUGAGACAUUAGCUUACCUUUGCUUGAGUAUUCUUGUCACUCAGCUUAUUAUAUUCUUUGACUCCUUCAGAUUUAUACAUACAAUCACAGCUCUCUAAAACAUCAAAUAAAGCGAGUCCUGUUAUACUGUGUACUAGGAUGAUCAGCACCACAGCAGAUCAAAGCAUCAUCUUCUCCUGGUGAGCAGCUGCAGUGCAUCCCUGUGUUAUGUAGUACCCUGAAAAGACACUCCCCCCUGCUGGCCUGGCCCCUAGCUUCUCUACCACAGCCACCGCUUCUGGCUUCAUGGCCUAAAACAUGUUUUGCCUUGAAACGCUUCUAACCUUCCCUCAUCCUCCCCGUGUCUCUCACCCUCACACCACCCUGCCUCUAGUCACAGACAGAGAGUGAGCAGGGCCGCCGUACCUCCCUGGAGAAGUUCACCCGCAGUGUGGUAAGUUACCAGGAACUGGGUCCGUCUCACAGGCAUGCGACCCAAUGAAGACCUUUUUCAAGGUCAAAAUGAUUGUGAAGGCUAGUAGUACAGAGAGGUAUUCUACUUGUAUUUCUUGAGAGAAAUUCAGAAAAGGACAGGUAAGUGCUCAACAUGUUGGCAGGGAUAGCUAGUCUAAGUACUUUCUUGGCACAGUACUGUACACAGACUGCAUGAUUUUUCAGAAACCCAGCCAGUAAAGUUUGUUUCCAUUUUCCAGGGCAAGUCUUUGACGGGCAAGCGGCUGACAGGGCUGAUGCAGUCAUCCUGACACUGCCUAGGCUGGAGGGACACAGACAGACACCCCUGGAAGUGUCAUGA